Messenger RNA from Pelobates cultripes (western spadefoot toad), 49169 nucleotides. Lineage: Eukaryota; Metazoa; Chordata; Amphibia; Anura; Pelobatidae. The record is from the annotation of a GenBank genome assembly.
AAAAAAAAAAGAAGAAGAAACGGCCGCUCUAUCUCUUAUCUCUGCGUCUCGAUGGUGAGCCGGAGGACUCGGGACCAGGUGGUGUGAAGCUGGCUUUUUCUCCCCACGUGUUGUGCAUCCCGUUUCCCAGGAUUGUCACUCGGUUCUGGUUACUGCUCGCUAGGAUACCUCCCAGCCGCACGGCCCAGCACCAUCCAGGUACAUCGCCAAAUCUGCACAUAGGUUACAUCCCCUGUGAGGGCCUUCACAUACAAUGCAAUAUGUGUGUAUUAUUACCCGCACACAUUAGCAGGCGGUCAGACUUGUCUUAUUGUGAUACAUGAGGGUGGGCACAGAUACACCCAGAUAUACUGAGCAGGGACAGACCUCCAGCUGUGGGACAUCUCCAAUGCCUAUAGUUAUCUUGUUAGGGUUGGCAAAGCUUCAUGUGAGUUGUAGUUCUGCAACAGGUAUAGUGACACUUCAUAAAUAAUGCUAAAAUAUAUACAUACAGUAUAUCUUUAUGCCAACAUAUUUUCCAGAGCAGUAUGCACUGAGUAAAAGUAACUUAAAUGACGUGCAGUAGCCAUACAUAUUCACACAGAAUUGUAAAGUUCUAAAAUCUUUAUUGUUAUUAUUAGCAUUUAUAUAACAUCUAUUUUGCAGCACUUUACAAUAUUAUAAAAGGGGAAAUUUUAACAAUAAACUAGACAAUUAGAAAAUGGUUAGACAAGCCCAUCUGCAUGCAUAUAACAAUAUAACACUCCUUACUGCCUAGAUAACAUCACAACAAAAAUGUGAUAGGCUAUAUUGACAGGAAUUUAAAAAGGAGAAAAAUGACACUUGGUCCCUCGGUUCAUUUUAAGGCAUGUAGAAUACAAGGGGUGCCUCAGUACUUAUAUGACCCAUUGUAGAGCACUAUGGAAUUUGCUGGCGCUAUAUAAAUAAUAAUGAGUAUCAGAAAACAAACAGAUCUGUAAAAAGCAUAUAUCUGUAUUCCUAAAGCAUGUUUUGCAUAAUCUGUCAAAUAUAGCAACAGUAGAUGUGGGUGUAUGCUUGAUUAAAAUAUGGAACCGUAUAACACACAUUACUACCUGUAAUAUAUCACAUCUAUAAAGGGGGGCCCCGUGUGGUCUGUUAUACUGACGGGAAAUUUUACUUUAAAAAUUACACUGUCUCUGCCAAUUUGUAAGACAUAUAGAAUACUAAAAGCAUUAUUGCACACAAUUGUACAAUGAAUAUCUAUCUAUGUAUAUCUAAAAAAAAAUGUAAAAAAACAGAUUGCUGUAAUCCUAAAGCUUGUUAUGGGGGUGAAUACCUGACCCACUAUCAAGUAUAGAAAUAGUAGAUGAGAAUAAAUGCUUGACCUGAGCCCAAAGAAAAGGUAGGAAUAGGAAAGAGGAAGAGAGAGAAUAGGAAAGGGAGUAAACUGGAAAAUUAUUGUUAAUAAGAGAAAGUCUACUUUGUCUUAAUAUAUAUUAUGAUGACGGCUGCAUAACUUGACAGUAUAAUAGUUAGCGUAGAUGCAAGUUGUACUGAAGUAGAAGUGAAGCAGAGGUAAGUAAGAGAACAGAAGUAGAGAAAUAGAAAAUAACCAUUGCAAAACCCUCUGGGUAGCUAAAAAAACACGAGAUACUUAACCCCUUAAGGACACAUGACAUGUGACAUGUCAUGAUUCCCUUUUAUUCAAGAAGUUUGGUCCUUAAGGGGUUAAGGUUUGAGUGGCAGAGGGACCCUAUCCAUUCACAAUUCUCACAACUGGACCCCAUCUGCACCACAAAUAAAAAAAGCACAUAUGAUUUCUAAUUGCAUUUCGCAUAAAGUAGGCGAGCAUUAAAAUAUGAUAAGAACUUGAGCUCAUAAUCCAGCAGGCUACCGAGCCUCAGGGCAACGGGCACAGUCCAGACAUGACCUGCACUCUCCCCACCCCCAGCAGAGGCAAAAAAACCUUAUAGCUUUGGGAUCGACAGUCUUUCCCAGAUCCCCCGGCUGCCCUUCAGGCCCAGCAUUGACCACAGGGCAGAACAAGGGCGGCUGCCCAGCCCUUUCUGUGUUUAAAGCAUUGGUUAACUCAUGGGUCAUCAACCUGGUCCCUACCGACCACUAGUGGGCAUUUCAGGAUUCCAGGUGGGCGGUAGGGAUUUCGGCGGCUAAAUCCUCCUUUUGAGAGGGUGGGCGGGUGCGAGUGCACAAAUGAAAGUAUGAACACGCGCGAGAAUGCGUGCACGCGAACAAGUAACCACGUGCAUGCGCGCAAACAUGUAACACGUGGGAGCUGAUGCACAAUAGCAGGGACAGGCAGAAGCGGAGCAGAGCAGCUGUAAAAUAGGAGAAAGAAAAGUUAUAGACAGGGCAAGGAGAGAAUUGUUUUUGGCUAAUAAUAACAAGUGGGCUAACUAGCUCAGCCUUUUGUACAUUGCCGUAAGGAAGGUAAAAGAAAAGCAUAAAAAAGGAGAUAAAAAGGAAAAGAUACAAAAAAAUUUUUUUAGAAAAAAAGAGGAUAAAAUAAAGGAGGAGAGUACUUGUAACAAAAAAGGAGAAAGAACUUGUAGAAUAGAUAAAAAGGUAAAGAACUUGUAGAAUAGAUAAAAAGGUAAAGAACUUGUAGAAUAGAUAAAAAGGUAAAGAACUUGUAGAAUAGAUAAAAAGGUAAAGAACUUGUAGAAUAGAAAAAAAGGUAAAGAACUUGUACAAUAGAAAAAAUAUAAAAAGGAAAAGGAGAGAAUUGUUGUUGGCUAAUAAUAGUAAGUGGGCUACCUAGCUCAGCCUGCUGGGCAUUGCUAUAAGGAAGGUAAAAAAUAGAAAAAGGGGGAGGGAAUUGAGGAAGGAGAGGAGGGGAGCUGAUGCACAGGUGAGAAAUCAUAUUAUGCGCAAACAGAGAAGUCGUCUGAAUAUCGCCGAAAGAGACCUGCGUUUGUUCCUUACGAAAAUCGAACCAGAUAUCAAAUAUUUAGUCUCGCAGCAUCAACCUCAAGGAUAUCAUUAAUCACUAGUAAAGGUAAUUUCAAUUUACUUUAUUGCUUUCUCAUUAAACUUUAUAACGUUAAAAACAUGCAUAAAGUAGAAAAAAAAAGAUAAAUGUACGUACAUUUAUUUUUUUAAAACACCCUCCUUUCUAAAAAAAAAUUCUGGACUGGUGGGCGGUAAGGACAUUUUUUCAUCAACAAAGAUGCAUUAGUGGGCAGUAGGUAGAAAAAGGUUGACUACCCCUGGGUUAACUGGUGUAGUUCACAUCCUGCACAUCAGCUCAGUCCAGGCAUGCUCUGUUAUGUGGUAUACAAACUCGGUGAGCCGUCUGUGAUAUCUCAUUGUUAUCGAGGCCUCCAGAUUCUGCAGUGUGCUAAUGGCAGGGUAGGCCUCAAUCUUGCCCAUUCUUGCAGCAAUUCAAAAUAUAUAUCGCAUACUGGGGGCUUGAGGGCUUACACCCAAUAAUAUUGUGUAGUGUCUGUCCAAACUGGCCCUCGAUAGUGACAGAUUGUAUGCUCUCGGGCCAGAUGGCAUCCAUGCAGCAUGACAGCCAGGCCCUGCCCCCUCAUAUUUAAGACUUUAUAAAAAAUGUAAGAACCAGAGAACAUCAAGGCAUAGACCAUCAUUUGGUCCUUUACAGGUUACUUUAUGCCUUCAAACAUACAAAAAUAAUACAUCUUACACAUUCUGAAGUGUAUCUUGGUAAGGAUAUUAUACAGGCAUUUGUUAAUACAUGACUCCAGUCCCUUCCACUCCACUCAAGAAUGUAAAAGCAAGGCCAUUUACUUAUAAAAAGGCUUGGGAGAGUAUGAGUCUUGUUAUACGUUAAAGGGAACCUGUCAUCAAAUAAUCAACUGUAGCUCUUUUUAAAGGUCUUCCUAGCAAAUGUAUAGAUUUGAAGAAAAAAAAAAAGAAAAAAAAACUUUUCAAAUAUUUUUUCUCUCUCCCAUCUAUCUCUCAAUUCCUCAGCAGAUACUCAAUGUCAGAGAUAAGGAUUGCAGGAAAGACCUCCUACAGGACGUCCCUCUACUCUCCACCCAUAGCAACCAAAGCAUAUUAAUUUUGGUUGCUAUGGUAACUCCCAAGCUGGCAAUUAGGGAGUAAAGGAACAGAGUAACGUGAUGUCACUCCCUUCAGACGCCAACACUCUGGCAAGGAAGCUAGCAUGUUGUCAUCAUGAUGGAUGUUUUUUUUUUUCAAUUUCUUUAUUAUAGCAAUACAAAAUUAUACAAAUAAAGACAUACAUCAUACAUUCCCAUGCAUUAUAAAAAAACCAAUAAAAUAAUCCAAUCUUUAAAUCACAUGUACCCACUUUGCCGUCCCCAAGGUCAAGAUUCAGUAAAGAAUUAUUUAAUUUCAUUCUAGGUUCAUUAUUUGAAAUGUAAAUUUAGUUUUAAUUUAAGUAGAUUUUAUUUUCCACCAAAGAUUCCAAUUUAAAGAAUAUUCACUAUACUUAUUCAUUGCUUAAAAGUAUACAUUUUCCAUCAUUGUUUUUUUUUUUUUAAUUCUUUAUUUUCUGUGCAUUGAGAAAUGUAACAAAGAAUAACAUACUUGAGCUGCCUUUUCAACAUAGGCAGAUUAGUAAAUAACAAUUGUUUUGCCAAGGGUCUAGAUCAGUCUAUACGUUUUACACUUAUAACAUAUCAGGAGCAUAGGAUUGGCAGCAAGUAUAUAGCAUGAGUCUUUUUGUUCUACGGUCGGAGGAAUUUAGCUUGCGUCCUAGUAGUCAGGAAGAACUUGUGGUCAUGUUUCUGCACUUUUUCUGGUUUUCUAGUGUCGAGUGUGCCCAUGCGGUAGGUUCCCAUAGGGUGAACUGGUUGUGAAUGUUUGUGUCUAUGUUGCUUGGGUCCUGUGAGUGGUUAAGUGGCACUCCUCUCUGUUAUUUGAGGGGGGGUGUUGAUAAUUGUAACGUGCUGUUGCUCGUCCUCGGUGAAAAUUGUAUAUGUGCGUCUGUCUGUGCCUGAGUGUGGGUUUUGUGUCGCGUUUGCUAUGCUUGGGUUAGUAGGUAAUGUUGGCCCUUAACCUAAGAGGGUCGCGGGGGUUGGGAGAUCGUCUCCGACUUUGUAUGGGGAGUUAAUAGUGAGAUGUCGUGUUUUCGUGGAGCAAUAGGGUGAAAUCAUAGAAGAGGGGAGAAUAUCAGAGCAUGGAAAUAAAAUUAAGAGGUAAACAGUUUAAGGUGUUCAGGUCUCCGUCUCCGGUCUCUUGUUGCCCCUAGGGACAUAUGGUACUAUUCUGUCCGGGUCCCAGGAGUGGGUAGCUUGUGUUUGUCCCGGUGUUGGGGCGUUCUGAGUUAGUCCCAAUUUUUGGAGAAGCGCUGGGGCCUCCGAGAGUGAGGUGAGUUUUAGAACUUCUUCUCCGCUGAAUACCGCCAGAGUUCUUGGCAGCAGCCAUCUGUAUUCUACGUUCCCCUUCUGCAGUUGUUCCGUUAUGUUGCUCAAGGACUUUCUCCAGAGUAGGGUGCUCCGCGUGAUAUCUUGGAAGAAGGUAAGUUGUGAGGCUUCGAAGGCCAAGGGUGUCUUGUCUCUUACUGCUGCUAGUAUGCGGCGUUUGUCUGUCAUGGAAUGGCAGCGGACGAUGACGUCCCUUGGGGCCGUUGUGGGUGCCCUUUUUGCUUUGUUAAUGCGGAAGUGGCUGUCAAAUUCCAGCUUUUUGGCUUGUGUAUGUGGCAGUAUUGUGGCCGUGAGUCUCCUCAGGAACUGUGGUAAUUCGGAUGGUCCCACUGCAUCAGGAAUACCCCGAAUCUUAAUAUGUGUGCGCCUGUUGCGAUCUUCCAUGGCGUCUAGCGUGUUUUGGAGCGCUGAGUUCGCUGUCUGUAAAUGUUUCAGGGCGUCCCCCAUGCUUUUCACCUCCUGUCGGAGGUCUAGUAUGUCUUCUUCAGAGGCCUGUACUCUUGCCGUCACCGCCUGCGUUUCUGUGCGGAUUAAGUUUAUGUCAGUGUCAAACAGCCCCUUCAUCUCCUGUAAUAGGAGUCUGAUGUCCCUUUUAGUGGCUGGGGCUGAGUCAUCCCCCUCUGCUUGUGGGUUGCUGGGAGCUUCAGCUCUCAUGUCACUGCUGCUUCCCUGGGACAGCUGUGCUGAAUGUGUGGGGCUAGGUUCCUGUUCUUGUUCGGCCGCCAUUUUGUGGCCUGCUGUGCGUUGCAGCAGAGUCCCAAUAUCUUGGGAGUCCCUGGGUGCUGCCUGUUGUGGCUUCUGUGUUCUCCUCCCCAUAUCGUUGUCGGGUGAGUAGUGACCUGCCCGCUGUCCGCACCAGUCCUCCAGGCUCAGGGGGAUCCCCGCGGGUAGCUGCGAUGCCGGCGGGAGAGUGAGGUAGGCCCGGGAUUUGCGGACUCGUUUUUUGCCCGUUUGUGGGCUUAAAAGGGGCAUCGGUAGGUAGCCCUGUGAGUCCUGGGAUCGUGACUGUGGGUCCCACGGGUCGAUGGCCCCCCCUACCUGAGAUUCGCGGUAGAUUGUGUCUCGGUGCCGGGGAGCCGUGGAUGAUGGCGUCCAUUCGGCUCCGUGGUUAGGCUCCGCCCCCCUCCAUCAUUGUUUGAUUGUUUAAUUCUAAUUUUCUUACUCUCCCACCAAAUAUGUGAGAGAGUACCCAGAUCUUUUUUCGCAUCACCAACAAAGUGAAGAUUCAGAAGAAGCAAAUUUAGUUAAUAUUUGGGCAACCAAAUAUCACUUAUUCAAAAUCUCAAAAUAAAGUUCAUGCGUAUUCAAACAGUGAGUAACCUUACUUAUUUCGUACCAACUCUCUGUCAAAAAUUGCUCUAUCUACCUUAAUACCCAAUUCCUUUUGCCAACUAUUCAAAUAAUCUGGACCAAAAGGGUGAUCCAACAAGUGAAGCAAAUUAUACUAUUUAUUGUAAAGACGCCCUUCCCCAUUUUGCCAAGAAAGAUCUUGUUAAUAUGUUCUACCAAUGUGGAGUUUUCAAAUAUAAGGCCAUGAUAUUUAUCAUAGCUCAUUUUAUAUUUGGGUGGGAGUUCUCAAUUUCCAAUUUAAAUAUAGGCUAGAGUAUCUGUAAAGUUUUUCUGUGUUUAAAGCAUUGGUUAGCUGGUGUAGUUCACAUCCUGCACAUCAGCUCAGUCCAGGCAUGCUCUAUUAUGUGGUAUACAAACUCUGUGAGCCGUCUCAGUGAUAUGUCAUUGUUAUCAAAGCCCUCAGAUUAGUUUCCUCAGUGGACUAAUCCUUAACCCCUUAAGGACACAUGACAUGUGUGACAUGUCAUGAUUCCCUUUUAUUCCAGGAGUUUGGUCCGUAAGGGGUUAGCUCAAUGAAGUGGUCUGGGUGCCAGGUCCCUCUAGUUUUAACCCUGCAGCUCUAAACAUAGCAGUUUCAGAGAAACUUCUAUGUUUACACUGAGGGUUAAUCCAUCCUCUAGUGGCUGUCUCAUUGAAAGCCACAAGAGGCCGCUUCCACGAAUCUCACUGUGAAAAUCACAGUAAGAAGACGCUGGCAUCCAUAAGAAAGCAUUGAGUAAUUCUUUCCUAUGGACUGUUUGAAUGCAUGCGCGUCUUUUGCCGCGCAUUUGGCGCUGACGUCGGCAGGAGGAGGAGAGUCGUCCAGCGCCAAGGGUGCUGUUGAAAGGUUCGGCCCAGCGGGUGGGGGGAACCUAGUGUUUGUUUUCCUGGCACUAUAGUGGUCCUUUAAGUAUUUGGGGCGGGAGUUGUCAAUUUCCAGUUUUUUAGUUUUUGUAUUUUUUUUAAUCUCACAUUUAGAUAGGAUCGUAUCAUAUCAUUGAUAUUCUGCUCAACGACUUCAGUCGGUGUGUACCUUGGAAUCAUAGAAUAAAUUUUAGGUUUCCUUCUGAAAUCAAUCCAUACUCUCAAUAUUUCUUUCAAGACUAAAGAUUUAAAAGGACACUAUAGGCACGAAAACAAUAUUUGUCUAAUAACGUAGUUUUGGUGUAUAGAUCAAACAUUGCUUAAUUCUCUUACAUUUUGGAGUUAUAUCACUUUGUUUACAGCUCUAGUCCUGCGUGUGACUUACACAGCCUUCCUAAACACUUCCUGUAAAGAGAGAUCUAAUGUGUAAACUUUUUUUUUUUUUUUUUAAAGCUUUAUUUUUGCCUCACUCCACUAGUGAGUAUGUAACAAAUAGUAGGUUCACAAAAAUACAAUAAAUCAAGUAUGCCAUUCAGACAUUGUGUGUGAGUAGGGAGUGGAGGGAGGGUUUUUAUGGUUAGGGCUUGCUGGACCUAAUUGGUAAUGUACAAAAGAGGUGUGAAACCUUAUACAAGGUAGCCCGUUCCCACACUGUAACCAGUGCAUGUUUGUAUCUAACAGUAGAGUGUGGGGUGGGGGGGGUCUUCUCAGGUGUUAUUCACCCUGGGGAUGGGUAUAUCUGGGUAACGUCCAGGUCUGGGUAUGUUAGCUCCCCUUGAGUUAAACAGCGUGUUCGCAGAGGGUGGGAGAGGAGAACAGAGAUAUAAUGGGAGCACAGCAACUGAGAGAAAGGAAAAUAGAACUAAUAAAAAUAAAAUACCAAAAUUAUGAAACUGUCGGUGGUUAACUUUAAGGCUAGUUCGUGUGGUCUCAUAUAGUCCUUCUGGCUUGUUGGAGAUACCUCCAGCAGGAGGACCGUGUGUAUCGGGUCAGUCAGGUAACCGGUGUUGUAGACUGGUGUCCCAGGGUUAACCGAGGCUUGAAAGCUAGGAUCUUGGAUGGAUCUAUGUUCUGAAAAUGAGAAGUGGAGGCAUCCUGUUCAGGUAGUAUCUGCAAGCUGUGCAUGCUGGCCUCUAGUUCUUGUGGGCUCUUAGCUCUGUAGGUGCUUUUUUUGGUGGGUGAGUAUGAGUAGCCGGGGGUUCCCCAGCGGUAUGCCACGUCUUGGGUUCGUAAGAUUUGUAGCAGAGGCUCCAUGGACCUACACCAGUGUAGUGUCACUUUCAUUAGGUCAGGGAACAGUAGUAGAGAUGAGCCCUGAAAUUGGAUUGGGGUUUUCCCCCUUACCACUGAUAAGAUUGAAAAACAAGGGCGAUGAAGCGAGAGAAAGAGCUGGGGAGACGACGUUGCACGAUGUGCGCUCGUCCGAAGUUCAUAUUCCCGUAAGCAGGCCACCGGACAUAGGGCUGGAGUACCCGGGAAGCUCAGAUAAGAAACCGAUCGAAUAGAGGUCUUGGUGCGUCUGGCGAUGUUAAACAUCACCCCGUCCGAAGUGAAAGACCUAGCAUCAUAGUCCAGGGCAUGAACAUCCGAUACCUGUUUGCAUGAAAUGAGACAGAACAGGGAGACCAACUUGGCCGACAGGUGUCUUAGGGAGAGCUCCGCAUUAUGCGGCCAGGAGGAGAACAGAGACAAAACGCCGGAAAUGUCCCAAGUAGUGGAGUAACGAGGUCUAGGGGGGACGCGACAGGCGUGAGCCCGUAAGUAAGCGGCCGUCAAAUCCUUGGUGAGCCGAGGAGAUGGCCAAUCUGUACAAAUUAAUCGUGCGAUAUGCCAGACCAGCUUCAAAUAAUGAAGUCAGGAAUAGAAGGAUCGCGGUCACAGGUGCUGAAACGGGAUCCAAGUUCCGAGCCAGGCACCAGCCAGUCCAAGCGGUCCCAUAUGCUUGUCUAGUCCCGGGAGCCCAUUCGUCAGCCAGGAGGCGUCGAAAUUCUCCAUGCGAGCAGCAGUAACUACCCGUCCGCUAGGAGGGGAUGCUGAAGGCCCGAUGGGUCCAGGAGGAGGUUCGGUAGAAACGGCAGCAGUCUGGGUACGUCUACCGCCAGUUCCAGGAGUUGUGGGAACCAGGAUUGGGUCCGCCAGAAUGGGGUUAGUUGGAUAAGGUCAGCCAUUUGGCGGCGAACAUGGAGCAGGACCUGAGGGAUCAUGGCAAACGGGAAAGGCGUAGAGGAGUGAGCCGGUCCAGUCUUGUAGGAAGGCAUUCACUGCCUCCGUGGUUGGAUCCGGGUGCCAGCUGUAGAAUCUGGGCAAUUGGGCAUUGAGCCUGGAAGCGAAGAGGUCGAUGGCAAAAGGACCCGAUAUAGCGGAGAAUACGCCCACAUCCAAUUUCCAAUCGCUGUUAUCCGACAGCAUAAACUCCAGUCUGCGUGAGUGUUGUGGAGUCCGGGAAGGUAUUCAGCCUGGACCACCAGGUUCCUGUCCAAGCAAUAGGCCCAAAAAUCUUUUGCCAAGCAGGCCAGGAUUGCCGAUUGAGUGCCACCCAUGUGGUUUACUUAGCGGACCGCUGAGAUGUUGUCUAUGCGCAGCUGUUGCAAUGGGCACCCCAGCCGUGGAGACUUGCGUCUGUCUACUGUGAACUCUGGUUGAGAGCCGAAGAUGGCCUUGCCAUUCCAAGCCGAGAGGUUGUGGAUCCACCAGGUCAAUUCGUCCCAAGCCUCAGAGUCCAGGGAGAUCAUGUCCGCAUAGGACGCCCCGCUGCGAAGGUGUGCGAUCUUCAGGCCCUGGAGGGCGCGGUAGUUAAGUGGGGCUUUAACACCACUUGGAUUGAUGCUGCCAGAAGGGCAAUGAUCCGUGCCAGGUGGCGCAGAGAUAGCUGGGUGCCCGUUAGAGCGCAGCACAGUUCCUUGCAGAUUGUCCGUAUCUUGGUCGUAGGGAGACUGAGUGACUCCGCUUCGGAAUCUACCGUGAAGCCUAGGAAUUCCAUGCGCUGUGAAGGAGAUAGGCAGGAUUUUUCCCAGUUGAGGAGAAAACCCAGGUGGGAGAGGAGGUCCAUCGUCCAUUGAAGGACUGAACGAUCCUGUGCCAUGAUGAGGAACGUCGUCCAGGUAGACGAUUAGCCGGACUCCCCAACAGCGCAGCCAAGCCAUGGCGGGGCGCAUCAGUUUUCGUGAAGCACCAAGGGGCUGACAACAGUCCGAAAGGGAGGCACGUGAAGCGCCUGGUGUCUCCUUUCCAGAGGAAACUUAACAGGUCCCUGGAUGACUCUGCCACUGGGACCGUCAAGUAGGCAUCCUUUAAAUCCAACUUUGCCAUCCAGUCUCCCUGAAGGAGUAAGUCUCUCAGGAGGUGGAUGCCCUCCAUUUGGAAGUGACGAAAGCACACCAGGGUGUUUAGGGCACAGAGGUUGAUAACUGGGCGCAUUUGUCCGCCUUUCUUUUCCACUAGGAAAAUGUUGCUGAUCACCCUUGUGGAGGACACCGGGGCUAGCUCUAUCGCCCCUUUUGCAUGGAGGGCCGUUAGUUCUGCGUCUAUCAAGGUGCAGUCGGUUGUUGAAAGCAAAAUAGGGUCAGGUGGGGGAAUGUGACACGGAGUGUCGACCAGUUCGAUGUGAAUCCCCCGAACUGUGGUCAGAACCCAGACAUCUGAAGUGAUGGCUGACCACGUGUGGAAAAAAUGACGGAGUCUGCCCCCUACACACAUAUUGGAAGAAACAUGAAGAAGAUUUAAGCUUACUGUAAGGGCGUCUGGAACCGGGGUUUCCUCUAAAGCCUCUGGAACGCCAUGGUCUUCCCCAAGUCUCCUGGUAGGGUGUUCUCUGAGUGUAGGAGCCUCGUCCCGAUCCACGAGCAUGGUAAUUGGAACGGCCGGACAGAGGACCCCUGAAUCUGCCGGCCCUGGUAGAGACCCGCCCAAGAAACACCCUCUUCAUGGAGGAUUGGGCAUUAUCUAGGGCUGUAAAGGCACCCACAAAGCGUUCCGGGUCCUUUAAUAAUGGAGUCCCCAAAUAAAAGGCCCUGGGCAUCCUUGCCCGCCUCUGUGAGGGCGAGGUUGGCCAGUUUGGGUUCAAUCUUGAACAGAAUGGCUUUACACCUUUCAAUGGACAGGGAAGUGUUUACGCUGCCCGCAAUGCAUAUAGUCCUCUGCACCCAGCCACGGAGUUUCUCCAGGUCAACUUGUCGGCUCUCUGGCAAUUUCAGCCAGGUCAGACUGUUUAAAUUCUGAAUCUAGACCCUUGCGGGGAUUCCAACCCAUGUUGGAGAGGAAUUGGGUCAUCUUUGGGUCCACUACAGGGGUCUCACAGACUUUGCCAGGUACCAAUGGUCUUUGCCAGGUACCAAAGUUUAUUACACGCCGCCUUACUGAGGAGGCGUCGUACCCAGUUUUCAAGGUACCGUGCCACAUGGUCCGUCGGGAGCAAUUCCGCCAACCUCGGAUGAUGGAGAGCAUCCGGGUCAAACAUGGGUUCCCCAGACGGAUCCACGAGGGUGGAGCCCGCAGUAGCCGGGGAGACGCUCCUAGGGCCACUCGCAACCACCACGGAGUGAGCAGGGCCAAAAGGGUCAAAUUUCUGCCCACAAAAUUCAUCAUCUGAGUUACCCACAGACUCAGAAAUCGGGUCUAGUGAGGAGGCUGACACCGAGUUGGAGUCUCUCUCUUUUUGUGCUCUAGCACAUUUCCACUGCCGCGCCCGUUCUGCCUGGCGGGGAAAGGCUCUCAUGACAGGCACGCAGUCAUGGGUGGUUAUAGUCACACCAGUCGUGUUGUUUCUGGAGGCAGGGAGAUUUGAGUGCUUGGAUUUGGCAGUAGCCUUUUUUGGUGCCUCCCCUAUAGGGUCAAUAGCCGGGCGCGUUAAGCAUGUCGGCGUGGCCGAGCCUUCUGCGGCCAAAGGGCGUGCAAGUAAGGCCUGUGAGAUGGUCUGGGAGAGGACAUGGAGCCCAUAGCAGCUUAAUGGCGUCAGAGACUGAGCGCUGUAGCGCCAGGGACUGGGUCUCAUCAGUCAGAGGCAUAGGGUCCCCAACAGAAGAAGGGAAAUCAGAAUUGGAAGAUGGGUUAUCCAAAACCUGUGGCAUGUCCAUCUCCCUAGGGGAGGAGGGGCUGGCAGGCACUUUAGAUCUGGGCAUGGUAGUGCUGUGAGUUAUUCCCCCAACAAAAGAAUAACAACUAUAAACAGCAUAAAUGUAUGGGAUAAAGCUAAAAUCAGAGUAGAGGAGACUAGCAGGAGUUAAUCACCCCAAAGUAAUAUAACCUAGGAGGGUAUAGUUAUGGAGCUCACCAGGGUCCAGACCAGCAGAUACGAAGAGAACACACACAAAGUCAGAGGGGCAGGAAGUCAGGAAAUGGCCGUCUGCAAUCUCGCAAGAUUCGCGGCCAAAAAUACAGUCAAUUAGUCAAGUUAAAGAGCCGAACGUUCAGCAAAAAAGAGACAAAUUAAAUGGGAUAAAUAGACGAAAGUAAUGAAUAGGAAACAGGUGAAUGCACUGACUGUUCGAAUAAAAAGUAGCCAAACGAGGCAAAACAGACGAAUGAAGCUAAGUGUGUGUUCGUGAAGAAUUUGCUGAACUGGUUAGAAUUCUUUCACGAAAACAGCCGAACAGAACGGAAAACAGGUGUAAAAGGGCGCCAAAUAAACUGAGAAAAUGGCGCCAAAGGGUAGUGAGGAAGAUGAAAAGAGAUAAGAUAGUAAUCAGAAGAAGCAAGUGAGCAUGGUUAACACACAGAAUAAAACAUAAGGAAGGUCUGGAACCCUGGGCUCAAAGCUAACCAACACAAUAUAUAGUAGUAAACAAGCAUGUAAUAAUACACAGAAAAAAUCCUUAACAACUGGAUAAAUUAAAGCAAAAAAGGAAUUAUCAACAAAAGGAGCAAUAGAAACUCAAAUAACAAUAAAUAAAUUAUAUAAAUAACCAGAAAUCAAUAAGCGAAUACUAGUAUGUAUGAGAAAAAAUUUGUCAUGUAAUUACUUAUCUUUGGUCGGAGCAGCAAAGAAAGAGGAAAUGUGUGGGGAUGUGCUGACUAUUAUACUGGGACUUGGUAUGGGUGUGGCCUAUCACUAUGGUAACCAUUUGUUUUUGUUUUCUUACUGGUGUAUUCUUUGCUGCUAUUGGUGGAAACUUUAGUCACCUAAAUUACUUUAACUAAAUAAAGCAGUUUUAGUGUAUAGAUCAUUCCCCUGCAAUUUCACUGCUCAAUUCACUGUCAUUUAGGAGUUCAAUCACUUUGUUUCUGUUUAUGCAGCCCUAGCCACACCUCCCCUGGCUAUGAUUGACAGAGCCUGCAUGAAAAAAAAACUGGUUUCACUUUCAAACAGAUGUAAUUUACCUUAAAUAAUUGUAUCUCAAUCUCUAAAUUGAACUUUAAUCACAUACAGGAGGCUCUUGCAGGGUCUAGCAAGCUAUUAACAUAGCAGGGGAGAAGAAAAUCUUAAUUAAACAGAACUUGCAAUAAAGAAAGCCUAAAUAGGGCUCUCUUUACAGGAAGUGUUCAUGGAAGGUUGUGCAAGUCACAUGCAGGGAGGUGUGACAAGGGUUCAUAAACAACGGGAUUUAACUACUAAAUGGCAGAGGAUUGAGCAGUAAAGGCUGCAGGGGCAUGUUCUAUACACCAAAAAUGCUUCAUUAAGCUAAAGUUGUUCAGGUGACUAUAGUGUCCCUUUAAGUAAUAUGAGCCUCCGUGUCUUGACAUAAAAUUUAAUUUUUUUUCAUACAGGUUGUGUGAGUCACAGCUAGGGAAGGUGUGGCUUGGGCUGCAUGAACAGGAACAAAAGUGAUUUAACUCCUAAAUGGCAGAGAGUUGAGCAGUGAGACGGCAGAGGCAUGAUCUGUACAUUCAAACUGCUUCAUUAAGCUAAAGUUGUUUUGAUGCCUAUAGUUUCCCUUUAAAUAUGGUUCCUUUUUUUUGGCCUGACUACAGCAGCAUAGGAAGUAUAGAAUGGGAAGUAUCAUUACGAGACCAAAGACCUACAAAAGGAUUCAACAACACUCCAAGCACCAUAACCACUACAGAGCACAGAAACUCAGUUGGGCAUAGCCCUGUGCUCUAACCUGAAGAGGUGACACCCAUUGGACUCCAAGUUAGUUUUGAAACUGUUCACAUCAUUUAAUGGUUAUGGUGCUUGGAGUGUUAUUUAUUUUUUAAUUUUUUUAUAACUUUUAUUUUUAACCAAAACAAUAAUUAUGGCACAAGUUGCAUCUUUAUAAAUUACAUAUGUUAAAACCAUACACCUCACUUAAUACUGACGUAGCUGAUUAAGCGCCAGUCUUAAUUUUGGCGGUAAAUUUCUAUUUAGUUUUAGUCAAAGUCUUUUGACUCAAAAGCCAUUUUAGCUUUAGUUGUAUUUUAGUCAUCUGAAUAGUUUUUUGUUUUAGCCAACUAAAAUCUAAGGUCUUGAGGAACGCGGGUUAUUUCUCUGGCGUGCAGGCACACGGUAGGUACAGUUCGUGUACAUACACAUUAUGCACAGUCAACCCACACACUAUAGGAGAGAAAUAGACUUGUUGGGGCAAAUGUAUGAAACUAUUUACAGCACACUAGAAAGGGGCCCCAAUCUUUGUAAUUUAAAAUAAUUUUGUGUAUCAUGACCAAUAGAUUGUCAUGGGGGACGAGUACAUUGAGCUACCACGUUAGACACGAUGGACAAGUAGAUAAAAAAUAUAUAUAUAUAUAUAUAUAUAUAUAUAUAUAUAUAUAUAUAUAUAAAUAAUAAUUUUUUAUUUUUUUUUAAAGAAUGUUGUUCUACUGGACAGAUACGUACAAUUAUUUUGUAAACUGUGGAUUACCUUUCAAAUUCCUAUUUGCUAUAGUCGUAAAUAAACAGUGCUUACCAUAAUUUUUAUUUUGUUUUACAUUGUAUUGUACUACUGUUUUGUGACUAUUUUUUUUCUUUACCAAAUCAGGUUUUAUUAAAUCAUUCUACAGUGCCUUAAGAAAAAUGGAAUCCAUUGAAAUUUCCCCUGUGUCACUAAAACGUCCCAUUUCUACUGAAGACCUUAUUGAUGACGAUGGAGCAAAGAGACAAAGGGUUUCAGAAAGUUCCUUAAGUAAAGAGCCUGUGAAGAACAUCCAGGAAUCUGAUCAUGCAUCUGUCACAAAGACCAAACAAGCCAUAGAAUCUGAUAUUUCAGGUGAUGUGUCUGUGAAUAACGCAGAAGAUGAAGCAGCAGAAAGCGAAGAAGAGGCCCUUGAGCUGGAGUCUGAAGGAGACCAGGAGACCUUUGCUGACAUGAUGAAACAUGGUCUGAUUGAACUUGAUGUUGGCAUCACUAAAUUUGUCAGCUCUCAUGAAGGAUUUUCUGGAAUUUUGAAAGAGAGGUAAACUGGUUUCUGAUACAGGAUGUAGGUUUUAACCCCUUUAUGUUGACCAUUACACAUUGUGUGUAUGGUAAUAUAACAGAGUUGUCACACCUUUUGGCAUGUAUGGAGUUAAUAAUACUUGUAAUUUAAGCUGCUUGUUACCAGGGUGAAUCUUAUAGAAACUCUUGUCUCUUCCAGUGUUCUCCCAUAUCCUUGAUUAUCUGUAAGGAGCAUGUGAUAACCCAAAGUUCAGAGAGUUGAUCACUCUGCUUGCUUGUCAGUGCUCGCUGCCAUUAUUAUUUAUGAAGCGUCAACAAAUUCUGCAGCGCUGUACAAUAGGUGGACUAACAGACAAGCAUUUGCAGAAAAACAAGUUGGACACAGGGAGAAGAGGGUAUUGAGGGCCCUGCUCAAGAAAGGUUAUAUUAUAGAAACAUGGAAUGUGAUGGCAGAUAAGAACCAUUCGGCCCAUCUAGUCUCCCCAAUUUUCUAAAUACUUUCAUUAGUCCCUGGCAUUAUUUUAUAGUUAGGAUAGCCUUAUGCCUAUCCCACACAUGCUAAAACUCCUUUACUAUGUUAACCUCUACCACUUUAGCUGGAAGGCUAUUCCAUGCAUCCACUACCCUUUCAGUAAAGUAAUACUUCCUGAUAUUAUUUUUUACCUUUAUAUUAAUAUAAUAUAUUACCUUUGCCCCUCUAAUUUAAGACUAUGUCCUCUUGUUGUGGUAGUUUUUCUUCUUUUAAAUAUAGUCUCCUCCUUUACUGUGUUGAUUCCCUUUAUGUAUUUAAAUGUUUCUAUCAUAUCCCCCCUGUCUCGUCUUUCCUCCAAGCUAUACAUGUUAAAGCGGCACUGUCAUGCCAAACUUACCUUUCCUCAAUCUCUUCCUCUUCUCCCCCUCUCUCAGGAUCUGUUCUUCUUUUCUUCCUGUCUUCUUUAGUUUUCUUUAAAAUCAUAAGACAAAGUAGGGACUCUUUGCCUCAUGGAGGAUUCCUCCACUUGACCAGCUCUGACCAGCGGAGGAGCAAAGUGUGCUUAAUUUCCGCUGGUCAGAGCAAUUUUCCCAUGAUCCUUACCUUCCCUCUGUGUUCCCGCGAUGCUUCCUGUCACUUUACACGAAACUGCCGAAUUGCAUUCUAACUGAAUGAGAACAGUAUGUUCGUUUCUUUUAGGACGCAAUUCGGCAUUUUAUUCGGAUCGCAAUUUCAUUCGAAUGAAUGAAACUCCGAUCCUAUUCAUGUUGUGGCUGCACCUUGCAGCCACUAAGUAGAUAACUCCCUAAUUCCCACGGUAUCAGGGAGCUAUCUACUAAAAGUCUGAAAGACCUAAAUUGGUCUUUCAGCCAACUUUACUAAUACCAAGUAAAAAUUACUUAGUAUUAGUAAAUAAUAUGCCCCUACUCGCUAUACCACGAGUAGGGCAUGUCUGGUAAACAGUGAGCCUGUGGUUGCUCACUGUAAAAAAAUAAAAAAAACUAUUGGCCCCCACACCUAAACGACGGGUGGGGGCCCUAAAGUAAAAUAAGGGGGGAGACCUAAUGGCCCCCACCCCUGCGCGGCGGGUGGGGGUCAUAAUGAUAAUGGGGGGGUCUACUGCCCCCACCCCUGGGCGGCGGGUGUGGGCCAUAAAGAUAAUGAGGGGGGGACCUGCUGUCCACCCCCCUCCAGCCCCCACCCCUGGUCGGCAGGUAGGGGCCAUAAAGAUAAUGGGGGGGGGACCUACUGUCCACCCCCCCUCCGGCCCCCACCCCUGGGUGGCGGGUUGGUGCCAUAAAGAUAAUGAGGGGGGGGGACCUACUGUCCUCCCGGCCCCCACCCCUGGGUGGCGGGUGGGGGCCAUACAGAUAAUGAGGGGGGGGGGAACCUACCGUCCUCCCCGCUCCCACCCCUGGGCGGCGGGUGGGGGCCCUAUUUCAAUUUCUCCCCUCCCCACCAAGGUGACUAGGGGUCUCCAAUAUUCUGUACUCUGCCCUUGGGUUUUUACGUCCAAAAUGCAUUAUCUUGCACUUAUCCACAUUAAAUGUCAGUUGCCACAACUCUGACCAUUUUUCUAGUUUUCUAGUAGGAGUGAGAAGGAUUGAGGUAAAGUGGCACAAGAGGUAAGGUUAGGAUGCAUUUCAUAUACAAUAAAAAGUAAGCUACUAGACUACUUCCUACCAACCGGUCAGGUUCCUGCAUUUGUUGCAAAUCUCCAACUUGUCCAGUGAUCUGUAACAAAAUUGGGAUUUGACUCAUUCAUAUUGCCACUCAAAUGUAAAAUUGCUCAGUAGUGAAGAUGUUAACGUUAGAGCAUGCUAUGCCGUCCUACAAAAGAAGUUCUAUGCAUGCUAUGCCGUCCUAAAGAUCAGGCUCUCCCUUCGGGCCAAAUACUUACCCUCCGUGGCGAUCGGGGCAACUGCCUGGUGACAUCAUGAUUACAUGACUCGAAUCGGCUUGACUGGCAGGAUUAUAUUUUCAGGCAGAUCUAUAUUAAUACAACUACAGUAUAUAGAAAUUAUAUAUAUUUAUAUAAAUACACUUACAAACAUACAGUUCAUAUAUGGAAAUUUCAUUAUGUGUGUGUGUGUGUGUGUGUGUGUGUGUGUGUGUGUGUGUAUAUAUAUAUAUAUAUGUAUGUGUGUAUAUAUAUAUAUGUAUGUGUGUGUGUGUGUGUGUGUAUAUAUAUAUAUAUAUAUAUAUAUAUAUAUAUAUAAAAAAUGAAAUUUCCAUAUAUGUACUGUAUGUUUGUAAGUGUAUUUAUGUAUAAUCAUAAUAUUUUAUUAUAUAUUGGUGUCCUGCCUGACUGCACAGGCAGACAUUUCAGAGAAUUUAAUUUGCAAGCCUUAUAUUUGACCUUGUAACUUCAAAACACCAUAAAACCUGUACAUGGGGGGUACUGUUGUACUUUUUAGAGCAGUAAAAUGUAGAUUGGUGAUGAUAUCCUCAGUGAAAAUACGUUUUGUUUUUGUAUGUGAAAAAUGCUAAAAACAAAUAUGAAAAUUAACUUUAGCCAGGGUUUGUGACUAAGUAGGUACUAAAAGACUGGACAAACCCCAUUCUGAAUACCCACCCUGCGUUGUCCUCUUUUGCAAAUGGUAUGCCAUGAUGACAUUAUUUUCAUUCCUGGGCUGCCAUGCGGUGUCAAAGGCACCAUAGGCCCAUCAAUCUGGCAAAUUUCAACCUGUAAAAACUGAAAUGGGCAAGCUCUUUAUUUGACCAUGUCAAUUUCCAAAUUACCAUGCAACCAAUACAGGGGGGACAGGGUUAGGGGGGUUAGUUGGGGGAUUUAUGCUACUAGCACGAUAUCACAGCAUACAAAUAUUUCAUUGCAGUAAAAGCUAACGGUAUUGUGAGAUUCACAGUUAAAAUGCCAUGCGGGGCCUGGCUGCCAACCGAGAUGGCCGCAUGCAGAGUGUGCUCUGUGUAAAACACUCCAGCAGAGCCCUAAUUCAGAAUCUUUACAUUAGCAAACUCGACUACCUGAAAGCAGGUAAAAGCAGACUUUACUUCUGCAACACCUGAAAGACUCCUGGACACAAAAUGAGCAGCCUGUUCUCGGCACACAACUGCGGCCUACAUGGGGGUGCUGGCGUGGAAGAAGCGGCCGAUCUUCCUGCUGGCUAUCCGACUGCUAAAGGUGGACGCGACAGGGGCUCCCGUUCCCCCCCCUUGCCGGUGGGGGUUAUCCCGGCACCAGCACUCACACCGCAAUCACGACUACCCGGUGGCCCUGCGACACAGCACAUGUCCCUGCUGGAAGAAUCGGCGGAAACCAAGGUGGCGGGCGCAAGACCCCACAACUUGCCACAAGGCCCGAGGGAAACGACUCUCGCUAAGCUGGAUGCACUACUCACAGAAUUUUGGCGCAAGCUCGAAGAGAGGCAACAGAGUGCCAGCAAGCUAGACCACUCACCUCCGGCUGCUGACAUGAAGAGCCGAAACCAGCCCGCAUCUAAAGCACCGGAGGCUCACAGACAGGAAGCCUCCACUCGACGACCACACGCCGCGUGGGUCUACCGCUCCUCUGUAGCUACACAUGCACUCGCUCGCACUAAGAAGAGGAGGACAGUCCGUAGGAGGAGUGCAGUUCCAGCAAAGCCAACUCACCGGCAAUGCCUCAUCAAGCUACAAACCACCGCCGCAACGCAGAAAGUGAGGAAGCUAGCUGGAUGCCACCAACUCACUAUGGCUGAGCCCUACCGCCAUCGGCACACCUCGCACCCUUUGAGAGAUCACGCCCAUCACAAAGAGAGGCACCAAGGAAGAGGGUUGCUGUCCCAGGUGAUGAUUGACGCUAUUCCCCAAGCCUGCACUUACCUGAGUUCACCAGGGACGGACAAGGUCCUGUACCUGCCCUGCCUUACUGGACACUCCACUGGUUGGGACUGUAGAUACCCACUGAGGGGCAUCGGGUAGUUGUAAACGUAGGGCUAUAUCCUGCCACAGGCCUCCCACCACAUCAGGCCACACACAGCAGUACUUACCCUGACUAGCUUAAAAUGGCUUCACCAUAGCUUGAUACUUAACACCUCUGGCUGAACAGGCACCCUGUACCGUUAUUAUGCUCCAACGUUCCAUAUUGUUUUAACUUGCUUAUUUUGCUAACCAUAGGGAAUCGCGUUCUCCCAUCAUCAGUUAGCCAAGGCUGUAGGAGGGGUGACAGGGGCCAGUGGCAAAUAUAUGCAGUGUGUAACCCCAGCAUGUUAAAAUAUGUAUCUUAGUCAGAUCUUCUAUUCAGAUCCGCAGUUUAGCUUGCUUUAUAAACUAUUAAAAAUGUGCACAAUCCUCAAAUGUUAUGACACAACAUCUCGAUGUAUGUUCAAGGAAUGAUUAUUGCUGCCGUCAUGGCAUUUCAAAUCUGUAUGUUAAUCUUUGCACAAUAAAAAUAAAGAAUUAUAAAAAAAAUGCCAUGCAGAACUUGGAAAAUAGCAACAUUCUUAAUUCCUCACUUUUUUACAUUUUAUUAUUUUAUUCAUAUUUAAUUAUUUUCACAUAUAAAUAGUUGAUGUGAAAUGAAAUCCUUGUUUCUCCUGAACAAAAUGAAAUAUAAUAUGUGGAUGCAUGUAAUAUAAAAAAGGUAAAUUUUGGUUGAACAGACCUAUAACGGAGACUCUAGGUUGUGUUUUGGUUCAGAACUUGGACAAUUGCCUUCGUCCUUAAGGGGUUAAUGGUAUGACUUCCCUGGUAAUGCCAUGAUUUGCUUACCCCGUUGGAACUUAAAAUAAUAAAUUUUGUUUAAUGCAAAACAAAAAGUUAUCUGUUUUUCAUUUGUUACUGUUGGCCAAAUGUUCUGCAGUCUGGUACAGAGUUCCAGGUUUGUGUACACAUCAUUUAAGUAUUGUUAUUCCGCACCUAAUAAAUACUUUUUGUGUUGUUGUUUUGUAUAAUAGAUAUUCAGACUUCAUUGUCCAUGAAAUUGGAAAGAAUGGCAAAAUAAGUUAUUUGAAUGAUUUGUCCGUUCCAGCAGACAAAGAGGUAAAUUUACUAGCUUCUAGUCUUCUCAAGUGAUCCUUUAUCUCCAGUGGUUUUCAAAUAAAUAUGUAUUUUCCAGGAUCCUUCAGAAGAGAUUUAUUCUGUGCUCUCAGCGGACGACAAGAAAAGUUUAGAAGAGCUUCAACUAUAUAAGAACAAAGAAACAAAUGUGGCUAUUGAGGUAAGUUGAAAAUCUACACAUUAGUGGUUAUGGUGCAAAGAGUCUUUAGGCAUUGUCCCUAAGUAAGAAACCAAACUGUUAUUGAAUGGUUUGACACCUGGAUCCCUCACUUCCUCGUUAUCCUUCCACUCUUUUAGAUAUCAAAAUAGCAGAAAAUCUUAUUCCACUUUAUCAAUGCCAAUUUUCUUGCGUUAUUUGGUUAUGGUUCAUUGAAUGAGAGUGUCAGCUGAUGCACUCAGGCAAUCGAUGAUUCUCAAAUAUUAAAUGUGAGAUACGCAGAAGACUGGAAAGAAUAUGGCCACCUGAGGAACCCGGGUAAGUGUCAAACCAUUAGCUUUGGGGGGCACUAUAACCACUUCAACCAGCUUUAGUGGUUAUGGUGCAUGCACUGCACUGUCUUCAGUAAUUUGUGUGUUAAUCAAGAAUCCAUGAGAAUGGACACUGGUACCUAGCGAAUUACAAAGCAAAUGUGACUAGAUGUAAUACAUAAGUAAGUAUGGUAAAACCCUUCUCUGAUGUUGUGUUUUUUUGUUUUUUGUUUUUUUUAAUUCAAGCUAUGUUGGUGUCUUUGAGGAAUCAAUCAUAUUGAUUAACUUGUUUGACUUCUUAGUGUAUCCUUGUGUAGUACUAACUGGAUUGUUCCCUAAAAAUGUGGAUUGUUUAGAAUUUCACAUUUUAGGCCAGAAUAGCUGAAUUGCUAUAUUUACAGUUUUGUUGUUUAGGCCAACAAUUGGAUUUGAUACUCCGUUUGAAUUUCUAAAACAAAAAAUAAAAACAUUUUAGUGUUUAAAGGAUCACUAUAGGGUCAGGAACACUUACAUGUAUUCCUGACUCUAUAGUGUUAACACCACCAUCUAGCCCCCCUGGGCCCCUCAUGCCUCCAUAAAUAUAGUAAAAAAUCUUACUGUAUUCAAGCCAGAAGCUGUAACUCUGCAUGCUGUUAGACUCAGAAAAACAAGCAGUCUGCUGACAUGUGGUAGCCUGAUCCAAUCACAAUGCUUCCGCAUAGGAUUGGCUGAGACUGCCAAGGAGGCAGAUCAGGGGCAGAGCCAGCAUGAUUCAAACACAGCCCUGGCCAAUCCUCAUCUCCUCAUAGAGAUGAAUUGAUUCAGUGAAUCUCUGAGGAAAGUUCAGUGUCUGCAUGCAGAGGGAGGAGAUACUGAAUCACAGGAUGCUGUGCACAGUGCUGCCCUGUGCUCUGCUGACCACAGAUCUGAGGGGAUGGAGGCGUAUUAUGCCUCCAUCAACUCCGAAGUCCCUCUGGUUCACUGCAACUGGAGGUGUUCAUAGCUUUCAAUGUAAACACUGUAUUUUUUCAGAAAAUACAGUGUUUACAUGAAAGAGGCUGCAGGGAGCUAUAGUUCUCACCUGAACAAUCUCAUUAAGCUAAAGUUGUUCAGGUGACUAUAGUGUCCCUUUAACCUUGGGGAUGUGGAUGGAAGCAUCCUGCAAGCCUGAUAAUCUGCAGGGACACUAUAUCUCCAAAGAACAAAUUAAAGAAAAUGUCUUUACCAUUAUGUAAUUUAAUGUUAGGAAUAACUUAAAUAGUGUUUUAUUCAAAGGUAGUUGAUGACACCAAAGAAAAGAGGACAAUCAUCCACCAAGCCAUUAAGGGUUUGUUUCCUGGACUGGAGACCAAAACAGAGGAUCGAGAAGGAAAGAAGUAUAUCAUUGCUUACCAUGCAGCUGGCAAAAAUGCACUUUCAAGUAAGUCACUGUACUGUAACCGUUUCAAGGAGCCCAUAGUGAUAGUAAUGCAGGUAUGUGGAAAUGCAAGACAUCAACAUGUGACGCAGCAUAUAUCUGCAUCACAUGGGGAUUGCACAUGAUUCACCGUAGCAUUCUCUAUGGAAUGAUGCAAACUACGCUAACUUCUCUCAAGGCUACCUACAAGAUAGGUCUCUUUGGUAUUCUAUGAAGCCAGGUCAUCACCUUGAAAAUGAGGCUUCAUAGAAUGAAUUUGGACUCUGCAUUGUACACACAGGGCUAGAUUAAGAGCAGUUAAUCUAUUCCAAGGCCUCAAUCUACAAACUUGCAUUCUUCAUAUUGCUGCUACUGAGCAAUUGUCAAAAUCUGAAUUCUAUUAUUUGGAUGUUUUUUUAAUGUUAGCUUGUGUUUCUAUGAACUUUAUAUACUUUCUCUCUCUGAAUGUGUGUAUAAUGUAUAGUGGGUAAUAUAACCAGUGUUAUCUUGUUUACUUCGUUCUUAGUCUGUGUUUUAGACGCCUUUCAUCCUUAAGAAAAUGUGCUAAAUAAAUGCUUACAUUAUAGCUGUGAUGUUACAGCUGUAGCCAGCAAGCGUUAGACAUUUAUAAUAGUGUGUGCACUCUCUCUGCAUGCUUAAAGCAUGUCGUGUGUUGCAUGCAUGCUAGAAAUGUUGCAUUUUUAUCCUUCUUGCCAUUAUUCUUACUUUUCAUAUACGAAUGAAAUACCGUCUGUAGACUGGGGUAGAACUACUGUGUAAGCUCAUUCUUGCUUUUUAAUGCCCUCUCCUAACUUUAUUUAACUUUAUUUUAUUUACAUUUUAAUUGUAUAAAUGCUUGGCAACCCUUAAAGAUUUUGCCAAAAUGUAAGUUUUAUUUUUUGCAGACUUUUAAGAUCAAUCAAAGAAAUAACAUUGACACCAAGUCUGGUCUUGUUUUUCCUAUUAAUACAGUAUGAACCAAUUCUAUAGCACUUAAAGGACCACUAUAGUGCCAGACAAACAUACUCGUUUUCCUUGCCUAUAGUGCCCUGAGGGUGCCCCCACCCUCAGAAUCCCACUCCCACCAGGCUGGAUUGAGAGGAAGGGGUUAAACACUUACCUUUCUCCAGCGCCGGGCUCCCUCGGUGCUGGAGACUCUCCUCGUCUCCCCGUCAUCGGCUGAAUGCGCAUGCGCAGCAAGAGCUGCGCGCAUUCAGCCAGUCUCAUUGGAAAGCAUUCUCAAUGCUUUCUCAUGGACGCUGGCGUCUUCUCACUGUGAAAAUCACAGUGAGAAGCGCGGAAGCGCCUCUCGCGGCUGUCAGAGACAGCCACUAGAGGCUGGAUUAACCCUAAAGUAAACAUAGCAGUUUCUCUGAAACCGCUAUGUUUACAGCAGAAAGGGUUAAUCCUAGGUGGACCUGGCACCCAGACCACUUCAUUAAGCUGAAGUGGUCUGGGUGCAUAUAGUGGUCCUAUAAUACUUAAAUUGCUUAGGGGCUGAUAAUGUUCUAUGUUGUCUUAAAAAUCUGUUCUGAUCCUAUUUGAAAAUGGGAUAAUACACUCCGUUACUACUACAGGUCUGCAUGGACAUUGCCUGCUGGCAUAAGAUCUUUUGGGAUGAUGUCCAAAUGUAAUAUUUGCUCCAUAAUGAGUUAAGAGAUAAGAUAAAAUGGGUUGAGAUAAAGUUUCUAGACGUACGUAUAACAUUAUCAUCAAAUGACAUGCCAGUGCAAAAGGUAUCCUAAAAUAAAAAUGUAAAAAUAUUUCAGAUCCCAUUUAAGAUUUUUUUUUUUAUAUAUAUCCUGUUGUAUCCAAACUGGUCUGUUUUAUUAUUAUCGUCAUUUAAUGAUAAUGUUAUACUAUUAGUUGGCAUAUGGGAAAUGAUACUUUCCACUUCCUGCCCAUCCUCGCACACAGAUACCGACUUCAUAAGUUACCCUAUUUAUGGCCAUAAUCCCUCUUUUCUACCCCAAGGUCCCUCUUUUCAACGAGCUCUGGGUUUAUGAUGGAGCUCCCCAUCAAUAAAUUUGAUGAGAAAUCAACAUGUGUAAAUAAGAGGCAUUGUUCUUGUACUAAAUUGUGUUUUAGGUGCAUAAAUUGUUAUUAGUAAGUAAUCUACAAUUUCUCAGAAUCGCCCUGGCCACACCCCAAAUCUCUUUUGCCAUUUGAAAUGUUGGGAGGUAUAGCUGAGUUUUACACUAGAAUUGUUCCUGCACUCUGCUAUCAAGUAUUGGAUGCAAACUUAAUUACAGAGGACACUAACCAUGGCUCCUGUUGCUUAUCUCACUUCACCUAUCCCACCUAAGCUCCAAAAAAGGCAGAACGAGACCCUUUAGGCAGGUGGCUACACUUUCUAAUGGGAAAUCCAGCCCUGAUGGGAGAUGUAAUUCAACAAUGGUCGAGAUCUAUAUUUUGGCUAGCCGUAACUUGCAAACAAAACAAACAAAAAAGUUGCCUGCACAUUAUGCCAAAUUCAUUUGUAAAUUUAAAUAACAGGUUUUUAGUACCACUGCAGUAGCCAUUAAAAUGUCAGCUCACUUGUCACAUCUAGGUAGUUCCCUUAGAUUAGGCCUACGCUAACUUUUCACAAUGCUGCCAAUUAGCUAAAAGGCAUAAUCUCUAAUGUCUCUUGAUCAGGCAUGUGUUGUAUACAGCAUAAAAAGCAAUGGUCAUCAAAUUAUCACUUCUAAUUUUUCUCACAGUUAUUAUUAUUAUUUAUUAAUGGUAUUUAUAUAGCACCAAUAUAUUCUAUAGCACUUUACAAUAUUAUCAAAGGAGGAGAUUUAACAAUAAAUGAGACAAUUACUAGAGCAUGGACAAGCCCAUUAGUAACAUCUUGUGUAAGAAAGGGGCGGAUGCGGUCUGUUUUUAAUGUGGAAUCUACAGAAUUUUUUAACAUACUGGAUGUGAGGCCAGAAUAAAGUAUGACGCCAAGACAGCGCCCUUGCAAUGAUGGACUGAUGUGGGUACAGUAUUAGGAGGAGGAAAGACAAGGAGCUCAGUUUUGGAGAGAUUGAGUUUCAAUAAGCGGGAGGACAUCCAAUGAGAGAUGGAAGAAAGUCAAGCAGUGACACGUUGCAGGGGAGAGGUUUGGGUAGGAGAGGUAUAUCUGGGUGUCAUCAGCGUACAGGUGGAAGUGGAAUCCAAAUGAGGUAAUAAGUUUGCCAAGAGAGGCAGUAUAAAGAGAAAAUAGAAGGGGACCAAGUAUAAAGCCUUGGGGGACUCUAACCGACUCUCCGAAGGGAGGAGGUAUCAUUAGAAAAGGAGACACUGAAUGAGCGUUGGGAAUUAGUAUAGAGUAGUGCCCUUUGGAUUUAGCUGCGAUUAGGUUGUUAGUGACUUUAAUAAGAGCAGUCUCAGAGUGGAGGGGGCAGAAGCCAGACUGAAGAGGGUCAAGGAUUGAGUUGGAAUUGAGGAAGCAAGUCAGACUGGUAAAGACCAGUCUUUCCAGAAGCUUUGAGAAAAAAGGGAGCAGGGAUAUGGGACGAUAGUUAGAAGGGGAGGAUGGGUACAGCGGGGACAACACCAGAAGACAGAAGUUAAAGGCACAAGACAAAAGGAGAGAGAUUUGAUAAGGUGAGACGGGAUAGGAUCAAGCGGGCAAGCUGUGGGUCGAGAGGAAAGGAGAAGCGCAGCCACCUCAUGUUCAGUAGCCUGGGAGAGAAUCUGAAGGGUAGGAAAGGCAUGACCUAGGUGUGGUUGAGAAAGAGAGAGGCAUGGUGGGGAGAUUUCUUUCCUUAGCAGUUCAAUCCUGUCAGUUAAUUACAUUUAUUGAAACUUAAUGGUGUGGUUUUUUUUUUGGUUUUUUUUAUGAUGUUGAACAUUUGUAAUAUUUUUUUUAUUUAUUUUUUAAAUAUAACUAUUUCAGGUAGCUGGUAGCCAUGUUGGGUCAGACUCUACUGCUAUCUGACCAACUACUGUUCAACCUAUCUUGCCUUCUGCAGCAAGUUCACACAGAGCAACCACAGCAUUGCCCUGUAUGCACUUCAUAGCAGCAGGCAGCCCUGUCUAUGUGUGAAUGCCGAAAGAACAUGCUGUGAACAAACAUAUAUAAUAGACUAUUUUUGUGUUUUUUUUCAAAUGCUGAAGGGGCUGUAGAGGAGACAGAUCCAGAGACUUUGUUUCCUGUUCCUUUGAAGUCCAUAAAUAGCAAUGAUGUGAUUGCUCUGUGUGAACCUGCAGAUGCAGGCAAGUUAGGUGGAGCAACAGUUGGUCAGCUAACGGUAUACUCUAACCCAACAUGACUACUCAGCCAGAUAAAAAAAGGAUUUUGUUUUUGUUUUUUUAAUGUCCGUAUACAUCAUUUAAAAAAAAAAAAAAAAUCAAAUGGUCAUUGCAUUUAAUGUAAUUACUUUAAAAAAAAUGACUAUUGAAAAUUUGAUGACCAUUGUCCCUUUAAAGGUUAAUGAAGAAGCCCCACUGUCUUUGUAUUUUGGGACAUUGCAGGGAUAUUUUAAUAGUGCUAUUUGGCACAAUGGGAUGCGUUGGGAUGCGUGUGGUAUAAUACUAGGGGCCACAGAAUCCUAAUAAUGAAAGUUUGACCUUUCACCCACUGUUUAUUAUGGCGUAGGGCAGAAAUAUUAGGCAAUUAAUAGGAGAAUCCCUUGGGCCUCCAUUAUUUUAUCCUAUUCCAACACAAGAUAUGGAGAAAGGAGAAAGUGAGCAGCUUUAAUUUCAAACCCAUCACAAAUGGCAGACAUAUUGAGCUUAGGUAUAGUGGACAGCAGAGGUCUUGCUUGUAGUUUGAGGGAGUACAAUGAAACCUGUCACUAUGAUGCUUCUUGUUAAUUGGACCACAAUUGUUUGUUUCUAUUUAUUGGUUGACUAAAUAUUUACAUGGCCAGCAGGCAUGUAAAUAUCAAGUCCUAUACUAUUAGCCAGGCCUCAGAAGUUAUUUGCCACUGCAAGACUCAAACAAACAUUUCUAUUGGCCAGAGGUAAAUUUCUACUCACCAGCACCAUAUAAAAUAUUUGUGUGCGUGUCUACAAAUUUCCUCUAGCCACUGGUGAGUAGAAAUGUACCCCUAGUAAGUGUGCUAUGGACUCUCUGUGUUUGCCGUGGUGAGUAGCAUUUAAGGCCUGCCUAUCCAGUGCUUAGUGAAUAAUCUUGAAUGCUGUAUCUCAGACAGUGGAAGUAUUUUUUUUCCAUUUGGGUUUAAAAAAAGUGUAGAUUUCUCUGUUGCAUACAACAUUCUAUCUCUUGUUCUAAAGAUGAACGAACUUUUGAGAUCCAUAUAUAUCACUUUUUAUGAGCUUAGUGAUGUUUUGCUGGUACCUACUUGGGGGGAAAGCUUGAUGUGCUUAUUGUGUCCUGCUUCUCCCAAGCCCAUUGCGACUUGUCUCACAUUUGUUGGAUGCCUUUAAACCCCAACGAAUGAUAUAAUCAUGCAACCAUAAUUAUUUUUUUGCAUGUCCACCUCCAGUACAUAAAAUAAAUCUAAAAACCUGUAGAAUUUAAACAUUACUUUCUUGUGCUCUUUAUGCUAUACACUUGGACAGAGGUCAGAACACCCACAGGUAAGUAACGUUGGCAUUCCAUACAGCUAAAAACCAACAUUUAGGAAAAGCCAACCAUCCAUUUUGUAGCUGACAAUACUGAAGAAAUAGAAGUCCUAAUUUGUGGUCAAGACCAGCGAUCCAUAUAAGUAUUACAUUAUGAACGAAGCGUGGCUGCUAGGCCUUUGCACAUUUUAAAUAUUUUUGUUUGUUUCUAAUUUUCUAUAUUUAUUUAUUUUUCUACAUUGUGUGCAAAAUAUGCAGUAUGUGAUUUUCUAAUAACAAAGGCAUUCAACCAUGGGGUUUUAUCAAACAAAACAAAUUUAAUUUUUUAAGUUUAUAUGUACUCCUCUUUUUAAGAUCCACGGAAACAUUCUUGGCCCAAAUCCAGAGGAAGUUUCUGCCAUUUUGUACUUUACAAGGAAAACAAAGACACAAUGGAUGCAAUCAAUGUACUCUCAAAGUUUUUAAGGUAAUUGGAUCAUGUUAAGACUGUCGUGAAAUUACGUUAAAUUAGAUGUCAUUAAUUGUCUGGAGUUUCUACUUGUUUAUUUCUUCAUUGAUUGAGGGUAAAACAUGAGAAUAUUAAGAUUGUGAAAAAACCUUUCAGUGUUGCUUAUGAACACUAAUGUAUUCACACUAGUGUAGGUGUUUUAUUAAGCAUCUUUUUUCUUCAAAGCUAGUUCAUACUUAAUGACUAGCUGGCCUGCUAUUUGCUCAUAAUGGCCUUACUGUCUCUUCCCUGCACAGAUAAACAACAUAUAACCUAUUCUAAAAGCAAACAGGCACAUAUAACAUCAGAGAGAUAUCAGAUGGUGGGAAAUUAUGUGUUGUACUGGGGAUGAAAUACUUUCAUGGCUAUCUAGGCCUGAAACAAGUAGACUCCGUGAGUAAGUCUUUAUUAGAGCAGUUUCGUCUGACUUGCUAAUAUCAUUCAAAUACAUGAUGAUAUUUAGGUCUGUGAUAUUAAAUGUGUAUAAACCUACAGGAUUAUUCACUAAAGUGAGAAUUCAAAGUGAAUUUCAAAUGUAAAAGGUUACUCCAGCCGCCAUGACCACUUCUGCUUUUAGAAAUGGUCAUGGUGUUAGGAGUCUGUAUGUGCAGUGUUUCUGCUUGAAACACUGCAAAUUCAGUUAUAUUUGCUCUUGUUGUGCCGGGCCAUUAUUCUAGGUUGUGUAAUGCGAGAGUUCUGUGCAGAAAAUGAAUCUGUCAUCGGCGCUCACUGCUUGCCGGUAACAGACAUCCGCUUGCCUCAGCCUGCAUCUUCCCUCCCACUGUCCUGUGUUGGUACCCUAUGUAAGCCCUUAUUCCCUCCCAUCUCUGGCAGUAAACUAAGGAGAUUGGUAACAGAGGAGGCUGGAUUCUAGGUAAGUUUAUCUUUCCUUUUAUAGGUUUUAAACGGGAGGCGAGGUUCAGAGUAUCUACACUGAUAGCAUAGCUGACUUGGAGAAUUUUUAAACUUUGGCUAUAUUCACCUUGAAUUCUCAUUUUAGUGAAUAGCUUUGCUAGUGCAUGGGUUAGUUUUUACAUUAUACAUGUAGAAGCUAAGUUAUCAUCAUUUUGAGUUUAUACCCCUGUCUCACUGAAUGUCUUAGCUAAGACAUUCAACAUCCUUUUAACAUGAAAAAUGCUCAGUGCGUAUAAUUAGAACUGGGAAUAGUAGUUUCAUAUAACUUAAAAAGCUAAACUUGUUUAUACUAAAGAGCUUUUACAUGAUGCAACUGUCAGUGUCAAAUAUAACCUAACGCAAACCUGAGAGAGAGAACCGCGCAUACUACUGGUCCUUAGAAGGGCCGGGAUGAAUGCAGGAUAGCAAAGGUAAACCUGGAAAACCUGCAAGCUGGUAACUCCAAGUCAAAGACAAGUUGAAGUCAGGAGUACAGAAAGCAGAAUAGUCAAACCGGCUAAAGGUUGAUACUAAAAGUGAACAUGGAAAUCUACAAGCAUUAAUGGGCCCGAAAGCCACAACAGGGUGUUGCAGAAAUGGAGAGAAGUGUUUUAAUAGCAGUAAAGAUCUCUCUAUUGGAUGAAAUUAAAUUCCUGCUCCAGAACAGUGACACCGGGUUGAUGCCCUGAAUAUUAGCGCUGUACGAAGAUGCAGGGAUCUGCCUUUCUUUACGAGAAUGGUCUUUGAUUUAGCAACAAUAGUGUCUUUAGUUGGUGGCAUCAUUCAUGGAGUUCGACCCAGUGUCAGCAUUGACACAGGAUUGAUGCACAACCUGAGAAUAAGAAAACUGAGGAGGCGCAACAGGGGCAGGUAUCAUCACAACAACCUUUUAAAAAGUAAUAUUUUAUCAGGUGCACUCUUUUAACAGCCUUCACAUAAUGCUAACUAUAAAACAUAAAACCAUUAUCUGCCUAGCAGUUAAAGAAGAAAUGGGAUUUAAAUUUGCUGCUACUUCCCAUAUACAAACUAACCAUUCCGUACAAUAUGCAAACUUAAAUUUAAUGUAAAUGUUUAAUUACUGUGUUGCACAGGGUUGUAAUGUAAUAUAAUCAUAAAAUAAGUUAAAGCAAUAGAUAUUCUCUUUGUAAAUCAAUUUAUGAGUAAUUCCACAGGUGUUCUUGUAGGUGGUUUUAUGCUUUACACACAAUGUAAAUACUCAUACACAAUGUAAAUACUCAUAAUGUAAAAGUCCAGUUCACUUUCUGUUUGUAUUGAGGAAAACAAUGCAUUUGAAAUAUAUACAUACCUGUAUUGUUCUUAGAAAUACAUUGUUUUCCUCAAAUGCAAACAGUAAGUCACUAUGGUCACAACUCUAAGAUUGUAUAUAGAUCUAUAUAAUAUGUAUAAUAAUAAUUGGAAAUUAGGCAGCAGAUGAGGAGUGAGGUCAUCUUGAGCAAAGGAUUUUUAAAUGUCAAAGUAAAAUGAAAUGUUAUUACACAUUAUAUUUUGCAGUGUGAAUUGAUUUUUUUUUUUUCUUUUAUUUGUGAAAUAUAGAGUGAAGCCUAAUAUAUUUUCCUACAUGGGAACCAAAGAUAAAAGAGCUAUCACUGUCCAAGAAAUUGCUGUUCUCAAGUAAGUAUAAAUAGUGCUGGUUGGCUGAAACACGGCACGCUCAUUGUAAUUGGUCUGCAAGAAAACUGAUGGGAAGUGUACACUUCACUAACGCAUCAAACAGUGAGAGAUUGGCCAUGGCAACAGACACAGGUCUGUUAGAGUUUGUUGUACAGACUCAGACCUUCGUGUAUAACAGGACUUCAGUCAGUCUCUUUUUUUUCAGCAAACCCGUUUCCAUAGUUCGGUUAUCUCCUUCUGCAUGUGUUAAAGCCUUGCCUUCUGGUGUCCUGCACAGGAUAUAAGAACAACUACAUAUUUAAUGAAGAAAACCAUAUAAACAGACCCUUACAAACUAUCACAGAUAUAUUAUAAGAGAAACACCCCUAAGGGUGACUAGGCCUGCUUAUAGUUGGACCAAGCCAAACUAAUAGUGUAGCAACCUCUGGCUCUUUCAUUUUGAGAAAGUUUCGUAACACUAAGACAAUAUGAAUGCAUUUUCUAUCCUAUGGAACACAGCAUGUGUCAGUGAGCAGAACACAUGACCACCGAGCAUGUUGUCACCUUUGAGGUUCCUAUUUUCUAGCUUUAAGUUUGAAAAUAAACGUCAGCGGUACAGAAACCGGUUUAACAUAAUAUGUUUGUUUUCAUUGGGCUGCAUUGCUAUUUUUGUCCUGUCUAUUUUAUACGUCUCCUUCUGUUAUAGAGUUAGACUGUGUUUAUCAUUACUGAGUGCAAGAUUUUAUAUUACAUAAAAUAUCUUUGUUUCUGCUUAGGAUUACAGCUCAGAGACUUGCUCAUCUGAACAAAUGUUUGAUGAACUUCAAAUUGGGAAAUUUCUCGUACCAGAAAAACCCACUGAAAUUAGGGGAACUCCAGGGAAAUAAUUUCACUGUUGUGUUAAGGUAUGUUUUUUUUUUUUUUUUAUAUAUUUUGUAAUGUCAUUUAAUUGUGGAUCAAAAAGAAGUAAAAGUUGGUUUAUUGGAUGCUUGUUUAUUUGCAAUUGAACUUAUAGUUUAAGCAUUAUGAAUAUAAUUCAAGUUAAAAUAAUAAAGACAACAUUUGCAUGCAAACCCUAGGCCUUGCAGACAAUAUGUCAGCAUGGUAUAAUUGGAAGAACAUUCCAUCAUGGCAUAGAAUAAGGUCCGCAUAGACCAAAUUAUUGAGACACCUUGAAUUUGUUGUAAGUCUACAUGGAUAUCUGGGUUCAUCUGACAUCCCCUUGUCAUGAAAUCUCUAUCCAGGUAAAGGAGGCACUUAAAUGAUAUGUCCUGUCCAAAAUCUAGUGUGGACAGAAUGGAGUAGUCAGAGCUGGACCAUGUUGCACUGGAGGGCCAGGAACGACCUGCCAUACUUAAACAGGGCUCAUAAUGUCCACUUGCCAUUACCUGUUGGCAAGUAGAAAUUCAUCUCUAGUGAGUGGAUCAUUGGCCCUCCAGGCUUGCAGUGGUGAGUAACUUUUAAGCUAGUAGUGUAAGGCUUGAAAUUUUAAACCCUGCUUAGACUUAAAAUAAUUCCAACAUAUAUGGCGUAUCGUGAUACAUGAGAUUUUGGGGUGCAUAUAUGUAUAUAUGAUGAAUGCUAACUUAUUGAUGUUGUCAGUUGUCCAUCUUGAGCUGUGAUUCAUAACCAAUACUAGAGCAAUUUAAGCACAUCUUAUCCUUAAAGUGUAUCUAUCUCUCUUCAAAGAGCAUGUUUAUGUCUGGACCCACACUAUAUUGUUAUAUCCAUUUUGAGCAACAUAAUAUCCAUAUUAUAUUUGCAUUUAUAAAAUAUAUUACCAUAUUCAGACUGUAAGCUGCAAGUACUAAGGGCUGCAGUUGCAGAAACAAAAAUCCAAAUGUCUUAAUUCCCUAUAUAAAUGUCUGACUGUCCUUACUUUACCCCCACUUCUAAAAUAAUGGUCUGUAAAGUGUUUUUAUGUUCACAAAAAGCCCCAUGUGGUUACCAAGCUGUUAAUACCAUUGCUACAUUCAUCUGGUUACAGGCUGACUGCAGAUAUGAGACCUAAACCUAAAAAGAAAUCAAAAUAGUAAAUAUUAAUAUUAAAGGAUCACUAUAGUGUCAGGAAAACAAAGCGGUUUUCCUGACACUAUAGUGCCCUGAGGGUGCCCCCACACUCAGGGUCCCACUCCCAUGGCGCUGAAGGGGUUAAAACCCCUUUAGCAGCUUAACUUAAUCCAGCACCGGGCUCCCUCAGCGCUGGUGACCUCUCCUUCCCCGCCGACGUCAGCGGAGCCGAAUGCGCAUGUGCGGCAAGUGCUGCGCGUGCAUUCAAAGUGUCCAUAGGAAAGCAUUUAUCAAUGCUUUCCUAUGGAUGCUCUGUGCGAUGGAGGCAUAAUAUGCCUCCAGCGUCGCAGUUGCGCCUAUAGUGUCUGUCCUGGCUUAACCCCAAAUGUAAACAUAGCAGUUACUCAGAAACUGCUAUGUUUACAUCUGAAGGGUUAAAACCUGAGGGACCUGGCACCCAGAUUACUUCAUUGAGCUAAUAGAAUGGUGAUUUUGCCACAUCCUUCCUUCUGCUCAUGUUUCUUUCUGUACAGCUUAGGGCCCUGAUGGCCUUUUGCAUAACCAUGCAGUAGUUUCUAUUUUAUUAUAUCAUAAUUCUGACCCUGGGAUUUAUUAAAAACAACUGCACUGAUUAUUUGUCUAUGUCCUGGAUUCAAAUCAUUUCUUGAAGGUGGUCAUUUAUGCUUUUGAGCCAUUGGAAAAACAAGUUUGAAGUACCGAGAACCCCUGCUGUGAUGUACUUAGUUAAAAAUGUGCAAAGCAUAUCAAUCUCGGCUAUCACUGCACACAACUACAGUACAGGCUCUCUCAGAUAACGCUAUGAGACUACAUGUGCAAUUUAGUUAUGCUGUAUGAGAUACUUUUCUUUGAUGUUAUACAAUGUUGGGUGGUUGAUGCCGUUAAAACAAACUGAAUGGGUGCUCCUUACACCAUAAACAAUGAAAAGAUUAUGGUGGUUGGAGUGUAUCUUAAUUUUCAAAUAUUCAUUUUACCCAUAUUGUAUAAUACAGCAUACAGUUUUGAAGUGGUUUUUUUUUUGGGGGGGGGGGGUUUUAUUUUUAUUUUUUUAUAACCUCAAAAGAACUGGCAGCAAUGGAUGCUGCUUCUUGGUUCUCACCUUAACAGUUACUAAUCUUUGAAUCUUUUGUAGAAAUUUGACAUUUGCAAAUGCAUUAAAUAAAGUAUUACUCCUGUGACUGUCCUAUUCACCUUUUUUUUGUAACUAUUACUGUAUCCAUUCAAUAAUCGUUUGAACCCAACCCCAAAAACUGCAGUUUCAUUGCUUUCUGUGCCAAAUAAUUCUAACCAUAAAUAAGGAUGGAGAUACAAAUUUAAGUCACAAUACAUAAACACUGCAAAGGAUUACCAGGGCAGGAUCAAUGUAUUUGUAGUAUUUGCAUGCAAACCUGUGUUCAUUUACAUUGAAAAAGAAAGAAGUGUUACUAGAAAAUUCAUACAUUUAUUAGUUUUACCUUACAAUCAGGGCCGGAUUAACAUAGGGGCUGAUGGAGCUGCAGCUCCAGGCCCAGGCCCAUGGAAUAGGCCCACUGAUUUUAAAAAAAAAUAAAAAAUAAAAAAAAAAUAAAAAAAUUUCACAUUUUUUUUUCCACAUUUUUUUUUUCCACUCACUACUCUUAGGGAUUCCACCUGGCUUUUAUUUUAUUGGCACAGCCAGUAUUUGAGGCUGCCUGGCUGGUGCCAAUAUUGCAGUGAUACUGGCAAUACAAAUGCUGGUAUUUUUCUCAGUAUAAAUGGAGAUUACUCUGCAAUACCAGCACUGGCCAGUAGUGGUCGCUGUAUGUGGAGACAGGCAGGGAUAGGAAGUUCCAGCAUAUCCCUCCCUGCCUAUCUAUACUUACUGAUCUGCAGGGGUGCAGCUACAGAGAGUCCAGACAGCAACUCCCACCCUGCAGAGACAGCCUACAGCUCAGGGAAGUAAGGGAUGGGGUGAAAGACUGCAAGGAGACAUACACUAAGGGACAUUGGGAGACAUUAUGACACAGCCAGUGUCCCUGGUGUCUCAGUGCCCCCUAGUCUCCCAGUGACCCCAGUCUGCCAGUGCCCCCAGUCUGCCCGUGUCUCACUGUCCCCAUAUCUCAUAGUGCCUCCAUGUCUCUCAGUGCCUCAAGUGUCACAAUGUCCCCAUGUCUCCAAGCUAGUGUCCCUAGUGUCUGUGGCCCUGGUGUCUCAGUGUCCCCAUGUCUCCUAUUGCCUCCAUGUCUCAAUGUCCCCUAGCCAGUGUCUCUAGUGUCUGUGUCCCCAUGUCUUCAAGUGUCCACUAUUUUCCCAUUGUCCCCAUGUGUCCCAGCCAGAGUCCCCUAGUCUCCCAGUAUCACUGGUGUCUCCGUGUCCCUAGGUCUCCCUGUGUCCCCAGGUCUCCCCGUCUUCCUAGUGUCCUAGUGACAUGGGGACCCUGGGAUACAUGGGGACACAGGGAGACAUGGGGCAUUGAGACACUGUGAUACAUAGGAACACUGAGACCUGGAGUAAUCGACACAUGGGGGCACUGGGAGGAAUCCAUCUAUACAGCAGAAUCAAACUAAGUAGUUUUUUGGUGAUUUUACAGAAUUUUCUCUUAUGUCACUCCUUGUGAUUUACAUCAUGUGAUGUCACCCAUACAUAUUUAAUUAUGCAAAUUAGUAAGGCCCGUAUGUUUUUCCAAGAAAGGUGGCAACCCUAACUACUUUUCACAUACUCUUACUUAAGUAUGGAAACUUAAGAGGGAUGUAUGGGAACCAAACUUGUAUGGACUGGCCGACAAUGAAUAUAGUUAAAGGGACACUAUAGUCACCAGAACAACAACAGCUUAUUGAAUUUGUUCUGGUGAGUAGAAUGUAUGUGUAUGUGGUGAGUAGAAUCAGUACCGUCAGGCUUUUUGCUGUAAACACUGUCUUUUCAGAGAAAAUGCAGUGUUUACAUUACAGCCUAGUGAUUACUUCACUGGCCACUCAGAUGGCUGUUAGAGAUCCUUCCUGGGUCAUGGCUGCCUAACAUGCAUCCAAACAUUCAGUGUCUCCUCCCUCUGCAUGCAGACACUGAACUUAUCUCAUAGAGAUUAAUUAAUUCAAUUCAUCUCUAUAAGGAGAUGCUGAUUGGCCAGGGCUGUGUUUGAAUCAUGCUGGCUCUGACCCUGAUCUGCCUCUUUGUCAGUCUCAGCCAAUCCUAUGGGGAAGCACUGUGAUUGGAUCAGGCCACCACUUCUAAUGAUGUCAGCAGACUGCUUGUUUUUAUGAGUCUAACAGCAUGCAGAGUUACAGCUUCAGGCUUGAAUAUAGUAAGAUUUUUCUAUAUUUAUGGAGGCAUGAGGGGCCCAGGGGGGCUAGAUGGUGGUGUUAACACUAUAUGGUCAUGAAUUCAUGUUUGUGUUCCUGACCCUAUAGUGAUCCUUUAAGGUAAUGCUGACUUUGGUCUCUCUAACACUGUGGCAUGUUCCAUUUCUUCUACACUCACUACAUACAGCUUUUCUCUGUCCCAGACUAUAUACCAGGAGCUUCUGCCUGCUAGUAAGAAGGUAAGAAGACAAGUAGACCAGCAAGUGCUAGGAAACAGUCCUUAGAAAGCAUUGAGUGAGCGCAUCAUUAGAUGCAUUUAUGCCAAGCUCAGGGUGCUGUCUGCAUAGUAUGCCCUUAGUUGGCCAGCUGCAUGAUUGGAAGGCAGCCUGACAUGCAUUCAUGCCAGGCUGGCCUUCUAAUUCUUUUGACAGACAUUCCCUCUUUUUAGGCAUGUUCGCCCCUUUUGGCAGGUCACGUGAUUUGUGUCAGUGGCACACCCUUUUACCGUGUCCAUUGACUUCCUGCUUGACUGGACACUGCUGUUAGGGGUUAUGGAUUUACUUGAAAGAUGAAAACAUAAAUUAGUGAGAGAUUAGCCUAGGGUAUGUGUUUUCUUAUAGCUGCUGUUUUCUUUCUCUCCAGCACCAUCUCCAUCAGAUACAUGAUGCUUGGGAGUGUUUUACUGUUUUUGGUCGAUAUGAUUCUGUAAUUAGGCCCGUCCGUAUUGUCAGCACCAGGCCCACUGGGCUCUUAAUCUGGCCCUGCUUACAAUAGUAAGGAGCAGACAAAAUUAACAAUUAACAUUUUUAAUUGUAUCUGCUGCUUACUAUUUUAAGAUAGAACAAAAUUCUAUCUGGGUGGUGGGGGUGGAUUCUAUUUAGGGGAUACCCACAUUGUAUUCUUUUAUUGUUGAACAAGCUCAGUGUUUUUCAAGAAAAAUAAUUCCUAUUUUAUAUGCAUGUGUUUAUCUGUUGCUAAGAAGCCAAUAUUUCUUCUUUAUCCCAUCACAUUCUAUAAAAUUAUAUAAUAAUUUAUCUUGGUAGAAAUAUCACUGGUACUGAUGAACAAGUGGAGCAAGCCAUGACCUCUCUCAGGGAUAUUGGAUUUAUUAACUACUAUGGGAUGCAGCGAUUUGGGACCACAGCUGUGCCAACGUACCAAGUGGGAAGGUAUGAAAACACACCUCUACAGUAUGCAAGCUUUAAAAAAAAUGAUAUUAUUACUUAUAUAGAGAGACUAAAACUGUAUCAUGUUAUGUUCCAGAGCUAUUCUUCAGAACAACUGGAAUGAAAUGAUAGAGCUAAUAUUAAAGCCAAGACCAGGAGGUAUGGACUUUAUAUAUUUUUUUAUUUCAAAUAUAUAUCCUCUUAGCUGUAGGCGUUUUAAAGGGAGAAAUCUAGAGGUUGCAAAACAUAUUUCAUGUAUUCAAGGAGGAAGGAAGUAGGACCUUGGAAAAUCCUCCGAUAUAGAACAAUAUGUAAUUAAAUAAGAGGACAAAAAAUGGAAUAUAGCGUAGAAUGUCAUAUAUUGAUUGGAGGAAACAAAAGGAAAUGCAAUUUCAGUACGGAGCUAACAAUUAGCUCCAACUCUGUGCACCUGGGCUUUAUAAUCCCUGUCUGUGGAUAUGCUGUGUGUUUCUUGAUCCAAUGGGAUGUGGUCCAAAGGCUAUUUAACAGAAACAGAAAAUGUCACCAAUAUAGUCUUCUAAAAGGGGUGUACACUUACAUUUUUGGAUCCUUCUGACAGCUCCUAGUUAAUAUAAUCAUGAAAUCGGAUAAUUUACACUAUUGGGCAUAUGGUAGCAAUCCUCACCUUGGUAUUAUGUGGAUACACAGAAAUAAAAUAUGGUAGGAGAUGUACUCACUACAAAUAAUGGUUUUGCUCAAUGCAGAGGAUUUUCCAAGGCGCUAUUUCCCUUCUCAUUGUAGCUAAUCCGUGACCAGAAUGGAGAGAAUCUAGUUUGGGUUGUUUCAGUUGCCUUCUUCAUUUUACUUCAAACGCUAGAAACCCAUCAUUCAGUAUUCUCUUAAAUUCCAUUUUAUACUGAAUAUGUGUUGUUUUUUUGUUUUGUUUUUUUAACUUUUGUUUCCUCCAAAUUGUUUUGAUUAAAAUAAUCAAUUUAAAAAGUGAUAGUAAUCUCUCAGACUUCCAAAAUACAUGGGACAUUGCUGUGUUUGGGGGGUGGACAUUUAUAUAAACGGUAUGAUUGCAUUUAAUUGACAUGUGCUAUAGAUACAAUUUAAUAAUUGUACAAAAAGUGUGACAAAAUGACUACAUGAAAACCCGAGUUGCAUACUUUUAAUAAAUAUUUGCAUUUGUUGGUGUGAUUUCAAGUAGGGAGCUGCUAAACUACCCAAAAUAAUAUGAGUGCAAUAACGUUGUCCCGUGUUCAUAUCUCAAAUAUGAUUUUGUAUCUGCUAAAAAAAAAAAAAAAAACACACACAUAAAAACCUGUGCAUAUAGAAUAUUGCUGUACGUCGAGAAUGAAAAUAAAGACAAAUAGGGUGGUCUUCUCUUUUGUUAAUGACAUCCAAGGCCACAGUGUAUAUAGAAUUUUUGGAAAAACACACAAAUUAUGGCUGAGAUUCAUGUUGAAAUGCCCUGUUUUGUAAUUUCCUACUUUUGAAUAACGUACAGUUAAAUGGUAAUUUGUGUUGAUUGGCUACUAAUUUGUCAAUGCUAGAUAAACGUUAUGCGUGUGUGAGAAACUGUGUGCACAAAAAUUAUUAUUAGAAAAUCGACACUGUGAUUGGUGGUAAAACGGCUGCAUGAAAAUCUCCAAAAUUACAACUGGUGAAUAACCUUUGUCUACUUUUUACAAAUAUGCUGAAGUUUUAGAAAUAUUAUCUGAUGUUGGGAGGUAUAGGGAAAAAUUCCUAGGGAGGCACACCAACCAAAUGCCAAAAUGACGCUUUCGCUGUAAUUUCCAUCCCACGCUCCAAAGACACAGAAGAUCGUUCUGUGGCAUUUAUGUGAACACUUCUAUUUAUGUCAAUCGACUUAUCUAAAUAUAUGCCAGAUUUUUACCAGACGUUUGUAUAAAACAUGUUUUCUUGCAGCUGAAAAAGGAUAUCUGGUUCAGUGCAGAGAAGAGUGGGCAAAAACACGAAACCCUGAUGCGGCUCUCAAAAAACUACCUGUUAAACGAUGCGUGGAAGGUCAGCUGCUUCGAGGACUUUCAAAGUACGGCCUUAAAAACAUAGUUUCAGCAUUUGGCAUAGUAAGUACAAUUUUAUUAAAGCAACACUCAAACAAGAUUUCAAUGGAAUUGUGACACUUUUAUAAAUUGACCUUAUUACGCUGCCCUGGCCAAUCAGAGAACCGGUCCUGUUACUUCAUUGUUGUUUAUCUCAGUGGAACUAUAUUAAAUAGGCAGCAAUUGCCAAGAGCACUAGCCUUGCAAAGACUUCACAUUGAGCUGCAUUGGGAAGUCUGUGAUCGGACAGCCACAGAAAGUCUUGGCGGGGGUUUGAAGGGGAGGGUUUGCAAAGGAUUCAGACAAGAGAAGUGCAGGUUUUACAAGCUGUUUUAGAUAUAUCUUCAUUGAAAAGGCAAAUAAUUAAAUCCAUGCAUGUUUUUAUUGUGGAUGUGUUUAGUAAAUCGUGAAAUCCUUCCCAAAAGAGUGGAAGAUGUGAUAGCAACAAAGGGGAGGACCAACUACAUAGUAAUGUCUAUCUAUUUAGCACGCGGAGUCAUAAAAGUCCCUGUUGGUGUAAUGGUCAGGUGUCCCAGUACUUAUGUCGAUAUAAUGUCUGUAUGUAUGUAUCUAUCAAUCUAUAUCCAUUAUUUUGUUCUUAGGGUAACCAGCUUUUCUUUGCUUUAGAUCCCUAGGAAUAACCGUUUAAUGUACAUACAUAGUUAUCAGAGCUAUGUGUGGAAUAACAUGGUGAGCAAGAGAAUAGAGGAGUAUGGGCUUAAAGUUGUUCCUGGGGACCUGGUACAGAAAGGAGGUAAGGUGUUAACAAACAAAUGACCAAAUACGUUGCAGAAUGGAUAUUUUUCUAGUGGUGGUUGCCAUCCUUUGCUAAGAAUUAAUAUUACAAAUGCACAGCACCAGUGAUGGCUAACUUAGGAGUUGCUUUUCAUAAAUAGCUACAUUGACCAUUUUGGAUACUUUAACCCCUUAAGGAUCCAUGACGGUUCAGGACCGUUAUCCGAACCAUCCCCUUGUGGACCGAUGACUAUCCAGAACCGUCAUAACGUUAUUAUUUAUUUACCUGAUCACCGUUGUUGCUCCCGGUGUGGGGGGAACUGCCAGCAAAUUAGGACCCUGCAGCCAUGUUAUCGCUCUAACAGAACGGUCACAUGGCCGCAAUAGGUGUCCAAGUAACUGCCUGCAGGGGGACUGCCUGGGCAGUCUCCCUGCAUGUCUAAAAUAAAAUAAAAAUAAAAAUGUUAAUUAAUAAAAUUAUAAUGUGUGUGUGUGUGUGUGUGUGAGAAACAAGGGGGAGGGGGGUUGACUGCACUCACCUGAACAUGCAUAAAUGGGGGUGUUGUUGGGGGCCAAAUUAUACAAUACACAAGAUCUAGCGCACUCACCUAUCCACUAAACCGCAACUUCAGUGUUGAAAGAUUUUUUUUAAUUUUUUUUUUAAAACACCUUGUACUGCAGAGAGCCCCAGAUGGAAUUUUUUCCCCAAGUAAGUGGGUUAAUCUCAUAAGAGCAGACAUUAGGCUGUUAGUGUAGGACCUGCCAAAGAUGGGGUACAUUGACAUUGUGGCAGGCUUAUGAAAUGUAUGAUCAUAUAAUGUAACUAAGCCCCCAUUAUUUUUGCCUAGAUUAGGUGUUUUUAAAAAAAACUAAAUCUUUCAACAUUGAAGUUGCUGUUUAGUGGAUAGGUGAGUGCGCUGGAUCUUGUGUAAUAUAUAUGUGUAUGUGUAAAAUAAAAUAAAAUAUAUAUAUAUAUAUAUAUAUAUAUAUAUGUCAUACCAAGUGUAUUUUUAAUUACUAUAUACAUAUAUUAACAUAAAAAUACACUCAGAAUUAGAAUUAAAUUACACACGUGUGUGUGUGUGUGUGUGUGUGUGUGUGUAUAUAUAUAUAUAGUAAAAAUAAUUUAAAAAAAAUUAUAUAUAUGAAAUUUUAUUCUAACUGUAUUUUGAUAUUAAUAUAUUUAUAUCAAAAUACACUUGUUGUAAAUAAUAUAUAUAUAUAUAUAUAUGUGUGUAUAUAUAUAUAAUACGAAAUAUAUAUCCAUAUACAAAAUUCCAUAAAUAAUUUCAUAAAUCUACACGUAGACUUCAAAUAUAUAAAUACACUGGCCAAAAUUAACGUUCAUAAUUGUUUUUUUUACAUUUUUAACACACAAACAAAUAUAAAUGCUAACUUUGACCAGUAUUUGUGAUUAAAGUCUAGACAUACCCCAUAUUGAAUACCCUGUGUUGUCUACUUUAAAAAAAAAAAAUAUAUAUAUAUAUAUAUAUAUAUAUAUAUAUAUAUAUAUAUAUAUGAUUCAGAGAUUUAUGACAGAUAAUAGUGUUACAAUGUCACUAUUGAUACAUUUUAAAAUUUUUUCCUAUUUGUACUUAUAGUCCUAUAACUUGCAAAAAAGCAUGUAAACACUGGGUGUUUUAAAACUCAGGACAAAAUUUUGAAUCUAUUUAGCAGUUUUCAUUAGCUUUUGUAGAUAAGUAAAAGAUUUUUCAAGUAAAAGUCAAAAGCCAUGUUUGUUUUUUUUCAAUUUUUCACCAUAUUUGUUUGUUUAAAGGAAAUUAUAUGACAUGAUAGAAAUAAUGGUAUGUAAAGGAAUCCUUUUUUGUCCUGAAAAAAACAAUAUAUGUGUGGGAACAGUAAAUGAGAGAGCGGAAAAUUACAGCUAAACACAACCACCACAAAAGUGUUAAAACAGCCCUGGUCCUUAACGUACAGCAUGGCCAAAAUAGUCCGGUCCUGAAGUAAUAUCUACUUUUUUUUAAUUUAUUUUUUAUCAUAAACAUUUUGUUUUUAUGUCAGGCAAAACCUCUUGAAAUGAAAGAGGAGAUUGUUAUUAUUUAUUUACUUUAAAGCAUACAUUUUUUUUUCCUCCAAAAAUAUGCACAGGUAGCAUUUCCACUUACUAUUAAAACCAUGUCAGGGUAAAAAAAAACAAAAAAAGCUCAAACUAAUGGUUUAAAAAAAUCAGCAUCUCCAUGUCUGUUACUCUGGCUAGCAUUGUAAGCUCAGUAUAUUGAGUCAGUAAGGAUUUCUCCCCCUUCUUUUUGUGGCAUAUUUGGCCACAGCUUCAGAUUGUUUUUUUUUUUUGCCUAGUUUUGGAUCAACUGCAUACAAAGAUAGAUAGAUAGAUAGAUAGAUAGAUAUAUAGAUAUAUAUAUAUAUAUAUAUAUAUAUAUAUAUAAUUUUUUUUUUUUUUUUAAAGGUUAAACUCAAUGGGCUUGAGCCCUUUUUUGAACCAAGAUUACUAUGUAACUAUGUAUUGUCACAAUCCACGUUAGUGUUGUCUGUGCGACAAUAAAGAACACAAAACAUCACAUGAAGCAUCUGAGGACUUGGUUCUUUUUGUAUGUGCGCUUUAGUUGCCCACUGUGAUCUAAGCUGUCCCUGAUUGAAAUGUUUGUUGUAAGUACCGGGCAAGUUUUUAAAGUGGUCUCUGUGUUUUGAGGUGCAGGAUUUUUUUGGGAAUUUUUUUUUUUUUUUUCUUCCUUUAGCAAAUUUUUUUUAAUUUUUUUAAAAAAAAAUAAUGUUUUUUAAUAAGGAAUUUGUCUUUAUUUAAGGUUGCUUUGUGACAUGUAUGCCGGUACACUUUAAUACACGGAAAAUGUUACUGGUUUUAUGUUUGUAAUUUAAAGAAGAAGGUGAGAAAGUGAUCCUGUUACUUGUUCAUGCUAUUUCAUUUUAUUGGAAAAUUCAACAUGUAAGGUAAAAUAUGCACACACAGGCAAAUGCAACCAUACUUUGUGAAAUCAUGUUAAUUUGGGUAUUUGCCUUUUCAGCCUCUGUUGUUCCAUUAGAAGAGAGUGAUAUUGACAGCUAUUCCAUUAAUGAUGUUGUGAUGCCAUUGCCAGGCUUCGAUGUCAUCUACCCUAAGCACAAGAGUAAGUAUCAAAACCUUUUAAUAUCUUUGCAGAUGCCCUGAGCUUAAAAUAAGAUAGCCUUACCUAUUCCUCAUCCUUUUUUAGGUAUUGGCAAAAAGGGAUACUCAGUAUAUUGGUUUUCCUCUACAAUAACCACCAGACCAAUGUUAUUUGAAAGGAAAACUAUAUCUGCCCAUAAAUUGCCCCUAAGUUUUAAGGUUUUUGUAGUAGCACACCCUACAAUUAGUACUGCUCCCCAUGUGUUUACUGUGCAUUGACUUGGUGUUCAUAUUUUCUUUCAUCUUUUAGUUGCUGCUGCAUAUGAGGAAAUGCUUGCUGCUGACAAUCUCGAUAUCAAAAAUAUGAGACAUAAAAUAAAAGAUUAUUCUUUAGCUGGAGCCUACAGAAAGAUGGUCAUCCGACCACAAGAUGUCAGCUGGUACAUAUUUUUAUAUGACUAAAUCUGUGCUAUAGAGACCACAAUGAUCUAAUCUCAUAUAAGUGUAAAAGAUAUUGAAUGGUGCUUUACCUUUUGUUUCUGUGAUAGAAGUGAAAGUUAAAUAGUUUAGUGUCCCUUUAAAGGAAUGUUUAAAGGGAUUUCUUUAUGUAUAUGAUCGUAUUCCUCUUGAUGAUCUAUAGCCUGUUAAAGACCACUAGUAUAUGUAACAAUAUUAAAGGUGUGAGAAGUGUACUUGAAGAUUUGGCUGCAGAAAAUAGUACAUAUACAUCAGAUGUCCCUGUAUUUGUCAUUAGUACCAGUAGAUCACCAGAUAUUUCCUUGGUACUAGAAAAAUCACUUUUAGGCAUUUUCGAUGUCCAAAAUCACUCAUUGCAACCGUGAUGCCUCACUAUAUCCCCUGUUUUUAAUAUACCCUCUAUAUUGAAAGUCUUGUAGGCCAUUUGUCCUACUAGAAUAUAUAAAGUUAUUAUUGGAAAAAUAUAUGCCCCCUCCUUUCUUUGUACAGGGAACUGGUUGCGUAUGAUGACCCUAAAAUACCUCUAGUCACAACAGAUGUGGAGAAGCUGGAAGGAAAGCCACUGCCAGAAUAUAAAAAAGGUAAAUGUACUCUAUUUUAAAGUUUAUUUAAUUUUACUGAUCAAUAAUGUAAUAUGCAGUAUGUCUUCAUAGAACAGUGAUUUUUCAUCUUUUAAAUCUGCUGGUUAAUGAUCUGUUAAGAUAACUAUUCACUGACUUAGGCACAAUUUAUGAAUGAUCAGUUUUUGCCUAUUGCAUUUUAGAUUUGUGUCAAGUAUCGCUAAAUGGAAAUUGCGCCUUUUAGUUUUUUUUUGUUUUUUUUAUUCUUUCUUUUUCGUCCAUAGAAUAUACAGGUAACAUUUUUCUAGCAAUGCCACAACAGCGAUCGCCAGGAAUUUAGUAGACUUGUAAAUACAAUUGUAUGGCAUGAAUAACUGUGCACAUUUUUUAUAUAUGUAUGAGGAGAGUGGUUAGUAGUAUAGCGCAGUUCUAGCGUGAGUAUGAGAAACUAUGUUUAGCUAGGGCUAGUGUGCGUAAUGACCACCAGGUUAGAUUCUUGUUAGGUAUAAACAUGCUAUCACUAGGGGGUUAACAGUCUGAUUGCUAUCGGCACAGGCUGAUCAAUAGAAUAACAUACAUAGGAGAAAAUAGGAAAAAACAAUGUCCGCUUAAGUGCUUGUCUUUACACGAGUGUCCGUUUAUCAGUUGGUACUCAAGUGUAUCAUGAGUGUCUCUGCGGUCGCUUAGCCGAUACCAAGAGGUGGGAGGCUGCAUAUGUAUAAUAGCCAGAGUCCCUGUAGCCUUGUGUGGGGGCCCUGCCCAACUUGGGUGCUGAUGCGCUCCUGCGUCUCACCGCCCAGGCUCUACGCCUUUUAGUUUUAAUGUGUGAUUAUUAGAAUUUCCACCUGGAUUGCCAGAUCUGUGUAUUUGCUAAAGUCAAAUGAAAAUGGGACUGCUUAGCCCACGUUUUACCUAUUUAGAGAUAUUCAUAUUCUUUUGUUGUGAACUGCAUUUGAGUGGAGCGAUUUAUUUAGCAAUCCAAGGUGAACUGCACACUUUAUUUUUAAAUAAAAAAUAUUUAGAAACUCUACAUCAAGGGGGCUUUAAAGGUAGAUCCCCAGAUGUUUUAAAACUACAACUUCCAUGAUGUCUUGUCUGUCAUUCUAAAGGCUUGCAAAGACAUGAAAAGCAUCAUGGGAGUUGUAGUUCUACGAAAUCUGGAGAUCUACCUUUUGGGUACCCCUGCUCUUCAUGCUAAAUAGUUGUAGCUUCAGAUCCCCUGUCUCUCACUCCUUACACUUGUUACCAUUUAUGUCCAGGUCUCUUCCCUUCUGAAUACUCUGUUCCCUUGGUUGCCCACCCAGCCUCAGUCCUCGCUGUGGUCUUUGUAACUAUCCCCACAUCACUUGGUUUCUUUCUCUCUUUAACCCCUUAAGGACACAUGACAUGUGUGACAUGUUAUGAUUCCCUUUUAUUCCAGAAGUUUGGUCCUUAAGGGGUUAAAGGUCUUUACGUCCCUCAUUUCCUUUGCACUUAAAUCGCUAUUUGCAGCCUUACUUCAUUGUGUAUCUGAAAGGAUGAUAUAAUCAUUGAUGUUCAUUGAGUGCUAGACACCAACUAUGUCUGUCCAUGAAGGCAGCCUCGAGUUCUGCGUUGUAGUCCUACACACCUAUUUCAUUUAAGAAUUCUUGCAAGUGAAUACUUUUUUGAUCUGAUUUGUACAAACUGUAUUGUUUCUGUAUGUUACAGAUGGAAAGUAUCGAGCACUGAAGAUGGAAUUCUCCUUGCCUCCCUCUACCUAUGCUACCAUGGCCAUCCGAGAAGUACUUAAAAUGGAUACCAGCAUCAAGAACCAGACUCAGCUGAACACUGUGUGGCUGCGUUGAGAAUCUUCUAUAACCUCUGUCAUCAGUUUUAACAGUUUUUUUUGGUUUGUUUUUUUGUGUAUCAAAUGGAUUGUUUUAUCAUAUGGUGAAAAUACAUCUGCCUUUUAUCAUAAGUAGAAAGGGUAUAUUGUACAAAUGUAAGUAUUGUGUAAGUUUUGCAAAAUUGGUGUUAUGAGAGAUUUGUUAAUUAAAAAUAUGUAAAUGUCUUCCCAUCUAAUGAGAGGCAUAUUCACUGUUUCAUGUCAUAUGGUUCCAUAGAUUUUUGGAUACUGUCCUUAAUUAAAUCUCUAUUCAAAGGACAUACUCGGUGAUUGCUUACAAAAUAAAAUACAAUACAAUGGUUGUGAGUGUGGGCUUAAACGGGGGAGUUUGUUAAGUAAACCCAGAAUUUGGAAUCAAUGAACUGAAAACUGAAUUGCAAAAUUUAGAAGAAAAAAAAAGUGCUUAUUUGGAAAAAUGUAUCCAAUGCUGCUUUAGUCAAUGCUUGACUGAUUUAACUUCUGUUUUGUAAUGUUGGUUUUCAGUUCACUCCAAUUCGGUGUUUUUAGUGAAUAAACACCAAUAUAUAGCCAAUCUUUAAAUGAAAUUGGGUAAAAUACAGUGGUUUCUGGAAGAGAAUCAUUUAAGGGAAUGUUCUGUAUGGAACAAUAUAUCACAUGCAUGCUAGUAAUAAUAGGACCAGUAGCAGAAUAGGCCAAAGGUCUGAGAAAUGUGGAUAUGUAUAAUUUGAGCUAGUUUGCCAUUUAGUUCCACAUGUCGAUUUCGAUUCUCUCAGAAAUGUUAUGUGGUUUCUACAGAGUCAACAUCUGAGCAUGAGCCAAUAGUUAUAUAGGUGUGUGCUUCCAAAAUAUAUUCAUAUUGCUACAAGUUAUGGCUUGAAAAGACCCCUUCAUAUUAUAUUUUAUAAUUUACCUAUAUCUAUAAUAGUUUUCCGACUGUGCCAAAUCACAUGUGAAGAGGGGGGGUGUUAGAUCACAUAUUGUCCCACCCCUGAGCAGCAUUCCAAAUUGGUUUGCUGACCAUAAUUAGUUUGUUCUGUUGAAGUAUUGGAAAUAAAUAAUUACAUUUGUAACCAUGGUAAAGUCCAGUAAACGAGCUUAUAUGAUGUUUGCAAUUAAUAGAAGCGCUUUAGUGCUCCCAUAAUAAAGUUUGGGGGGGGGAGUAUUCACGUAAAAUCCCUGUGAAGAGGCAUCUUGUUUUUUUAGAGUGCCUCUUCUUGCUUUAGUUCUGUUGCUUAUUUUAAAUGAACCAGAUAACAUUUCAUGCAGUAGGUCCUUAUUACACAAACUAAUUUAAUGUCAUGUGGAAAAUUGAACUGGCUGCUUCAUUUAACUUUGCCGUGCCUUAUUUUACGAGUUCAUACACAUUAAAGGAACACUUCAAGCAUCACAACCACUUCUGUCAGAAGUGCUCUGGUCCCUACCCAGGGUAUGUAGUUGAUUUGAGAAUUUACCCAGGUAAAAGUCAGGCACCUGUCACUGCCUCUUACAAUGAGUUCCAUUAGCUCCACCAAGCUUUGUGGCAUUCUGUACUUACCCUUCGAAGGCACAAUGACACUCCUGGCACACUAGACACUACAGUGGCUGUACAGGUUAUGUUGCUUCGAGUGUUCCUUUAAGAGUUGUAGGACAUGCAUUUUUGGCAGUAGUUCAGUCUCACAUAUUUCUUUAAAUAUAAUAGUUGUUUAAAACAACCAAAAACUAAAUACACAGUGAUUUAAGAUGAAUUGGUUUAAGUAUUAAUUUGUUGAUUCUCAUGCCUCAUAAAACAAUCAAUCUGAAAGAUGCAUGGCCCUCAAUCCUUUAGGCACAAAGUGACACUUAAGGACCAGUGACAUUCAAUAUUGUUUUUUUAAUUCAUUUUUUUUUUUUUUUUUUAAGAAACCUGGUAACCGAGAAUUAUCUGCUCCAAUAUCAUGGGCUGUAUAAAAUCCCUAAAUGUCAAACUAGAAAGACAUACCAUGCAGACAAAAGAUCUAUAGUGAAUAGAUUAUGUAACACUUGGUUGUUAAGGUGUUAAACUAUGCUUCUCUGAUACUCAGGUGGUUAUGUUCUGGAUGAAUGACUGUUAGUUUUAUUUCAACAUGAGAGAAUGUGAAUACGUAUCAGAAUGUGGACAUUGAAAUUACUUGUGCAUUGAGUAUCGGUUUCUUUGUAUAUAUAUUUUUUACAGUGUAUGAGAAAACAAAUUGAACUGGUUGACGGUUUUUACUACAACUAUAACUUUUUUUUUUUCUUAACCGCAUAAAACCAGGGCACAUUCUAUCAAUAACCAGUAUUUUAUUUCAAAGUCAUUCUGAGAUAAAGUUUUGAUGCAACUUUUUUUUUUUUCCUGUAUAUAUUUUUAAAUCUGUUAAAAAAGCAAUUUUUGUUAAUAAACGUGUGUGACUAUAA